Molecule: messenger RNA, 45170 nt
Organism: Coregonus sp. 'balchen'
Lineage: Eukaryota; Metazoa; Chordata; Actinopteri; Salmoniformes; Salmonidae
Source: the annotation of a GenBank genome assembly
GCUGUGUCGGUGGAGCCUGUGGAAGAAUCCCCCCAUGGAGACCUUCUAGACCUCCCCUGGCAGACAGAGCUCUGCUGUGCCUCACGCCCAGCCCAACUUCACCAGGGAGUAGAGGGAGCGGACAGGUGGCCUGCGGGGUCCAGGGCAGCACCAUCUGUUCCGGGACACCCACACACCCCUCAGUGCCUCUUCAGGAACUUCACAAGCACACUAGGACCUCACCCGGAGACUGAGCCCAGCAGAGGUAAGCAUCCUGCUCUGUUUUACUGACAUGACAUCACAGGAAGCUGCUGAGGGCCGGAACGGAGCAAAUGGAAUGGCAUCAAACACCUGGAAACCAUGUGUUUGAUGUAUUUGAUACCACUCCACUGUAGCUCAAUUGAUAGAGCAUGGCGCUUGUAACGCCAGGGUAGUGGGUUUGAUCCCCGGGACCACCAAUACGUAAAGAUUUAUGCGCACAUGACUGUAAGUCACAUUGGAUAAAAGCGUCUGCUAAAUGGCAUAUUAUUAUAAUUAUUACGCUCCAGUCAUUACCAUGAGCCCAUUCUCCCCAAUUAAGGUGCCACCAACCUCCUGUGCAUGACAUUUACUGGGUGAGAGUUCUGUCUUACUACUGCCCUGGGACCGUAUUCACAAAGCAUCAUAUAGUAGAGUGCUGACCUAGGAUCAAAUACCUUUUAAAUCAUAAUGAAUAAGAGUAAGGAAUUGAUCCUAGAUUAGCACUCCUAUACUGAGACAGUUUGUAUAUACUGGCCUUGGACAGCUGGAUGAAUGUGUUUUUCAUUUCAUUUCUCUGAAUGGUGCGUAAUAAAACAGCCUGUGACCACUAACUGCACUGAAGAAGAGAACAUUGAGGCUCAUUCAGUUGAAUAGGGGCCAAUUAACUGGAGUGAUAUGAUGGCCUCUGUGCACUUGAGUGUGGUGUUUUUCUCUGUCUGGAGGUGGUGGUGGAAGUGGGAGGUGGUAACACAAGCUAAAGCUGUGUGUGGAUGUAUGCAUCCGUGCCUGUGUGUGCAUCCGUGCAUGUGUGUGUUUUUAACAACAGGAAGUAAUGGCUCAUGGCGAAGGAUUUAUUCAUGAGAUCGAAAGCGAGGUGGUAGCCUCUGACGCGUGCUAAUGCUAAUCCAUAGUCAUUAGAUGAGGCUACCCACCGCCUGUGGCUCUGUGGCAUUUAGAGAGGGGAUGUUUUGAAAACGGUCUCAUGAAUCGUUGACAAUAACUGUGCAGAGGUAAAAUGGUGUCAGUGGGUGUUACAUUUUUCUCUACAAUGACGAGCUGAAUCAGCUCAGGAAGACCUGAGGUCCUAAGUGUGAGGAAGAGGGGGUGAAUGGAUGGAUUGUUAGAUGACGUUGGCCAGAUUCUAGGGCUUAUUUUUUCAGAAUAUGUUCCAGGGCUUGCUAUGACUGUCCUAACUGGGUGUGGGUUUAUUCAACUAGGUGGGUUUGUGUGCUUGGCGUGGGGUUGGUGAGUUCAUAUAUUAAGGUUUACAGCGACCAGACAGACAGACAGAUAGACAGACAGACAGACAGUAUGUGCCUGUGUUGAUGCUAAUAUGCGAAUUACAUUUCUCUCCAGCCACCUGUUGGGACAUCCUGUGCCGUGUUGAUGAGACCUGGGAAAAUGUAAUAUGUGAUCUAAAGCACCUCACCACUUCCUCAGACACCUCCACUCCCGGGUCAGUGGCACUUUGCUUGCAUCACUUAGCGUGAGUAUCAAGUUCAAUUCAACCUGCUGCUAUUGUCUAGAGUCUCUGUCCUCUCCUCUCCCGUCCUGUUUGUUAUUCUUGUCUAGUGUUGGCUCAAAGAUGUGCCUGAGGCAGUAAGAGCACAGGUGGGGGUCUGAGGUGUGUGUGUGUGUGUGUAUCCGUGUCUGUCCAUGUCUGCAUGCAAUGUGACUGGCAGAGCCUAUUCUCCCACAGCAGGGUUAAGCAUGGAGCUGGCUGAGAUUGUUGGCUGUGUGAUAAAAAACCAACACCAGUUGCCUACAGUGCCUUGCAAAAGUAUUCAUCCCCCUUGGUGUUUUUCCUAUUUUAUUGCAUUACAACCUGUAAUUUAAAUGAAAUUUUAUUUGGAUUUCAUGUAAUGGACAAAUAUUUUGCGUCUUCAAAGUGGUAGGCAUGUUGUGUAAAUCAAAUGAUACAAACCCCCCAAAAAUCAAUAUUAAUUCCAGGUUGUAAGGCAACAAAAUAGGAAAAAUGCCAAGGGGGGUGAAUACUUUCGCAAGCCACUGUAUAAUUGGUCUUUUGGCCAAUCAGAUUAAAUAUUUUGCAAAUAAUUAGGCAAAAUAUCACAAAAGUGUUUUUACUUGUUGUUUUCAUUACUUUCAUGUGGAUUGCACCUAGCCUGGUCCCAGAUGUUUGUGUGAUCAUUUCAAACAUGGCAUGACAAGGAGUUGACAUGAUAGCACAAACAGAUCUGGGACCAGGCUAGGUUGUAUCCUGACCUGUGUUUAGUCUAUGAUUACCACACUAGCCUCUUAUCUUUACUGAAUGAAAGUAUAUUUAUUUAGGCUGGGUUUUUGACCAGGGCCCAUAGGGCUAAACGUAGUGCAUAUGGGGGGAUGCAGUCCAUGGCCUCAUCUGGUGAAGUACAUAAAUGUCUCCUGUCUAUUUCAGAACACUGCCUGACAGUGAGGUAAACACCACGCAUGGGACUGACAGCAUGGACUGUGUGGGAGAGGAUUCCAUCACUUGUUCUAUUGCUCUCCAUGUGGUCAGCAGUAUCGUCGUGGUGACAGCCAAUGUGUCCAACACCACAGCAGGUCCCCUGGUGAUGCUCAGCGUCCCUCCAUGUCUCGGUAAGGCGUGUCUGAAUGCGUCUGAUCCCCCUCUCAACCUCUCGUCUGAAGGUGAUAGAGGAUGUUAAUUGCUUAAAUGGCCUAUCUAUCAGGUCCUCAUAUUCUGAGGUUAAUGGAUAUCACUUAACAUUUGCCAAGCACCAGCGUGUUGCCUGGCAAGCUUAUUGUUUAUUAUGUAGGCUAGCAGUAUCUAGGGAGCCAUUUGUACCAUGAAUGAAACUGGGGAGUUAUUGGUUAAGGCUUAAAGACUGCACACACGUGUUUACAUUAUAGUGAGUGUAACGGGCAGCUUCAGUAGGUCUGAUACCAGCUGCCCUUUGGGACUUCCAGGCAGGCCGGGGUUAGUGUUUACUCUGGUCCCAGGAACCAUGGUGAUGAGCUGGAGAUCUCUCCACUGAUGGGAAACACAUACCUUGUUUGCUCAAUCAAAGCUCUUUGCGGCCUUGUUGGUCAAUGGAACAUUGGUUUGAUACAAGUAGAAAUUGUAGCCUGUUAUAUUAAUUGAAGUGCCAUUUAAUUUAGAUCACAUGGAAAAUUAUGUAAGUCUUAUUUUUAAUAUGAAGAAAGACUUGCUAAAGGGCCCAAAUUCUGCAUUUAGACAUGUCGUUCUGUGCAUUCUCUGUGACUUCUAGGAGGAUUUUAACCCACUUAACCCCUACAUUUCACCAUAAUUGUAAAGCCCUAGUUAUUUUGCUGCUUUGACAAAGUCAUUUCUGAAGAUUAUUAUUUAUUUGUUGUUAUAAAUCUGUCCCUCAUUUUAAGGUUAACCCUCUUAAGUGAACUGAACUCUCAUUUCAAUAUGGUGAAACUAUUCAUUUAAAAAAUAUAUAUAAAUAGACAUUGAAGAUCUAAUAUUCAAAUCAUAGUGUAAAAGCAGGUGAGCUGGUGUUUUGUGGUGGAAAACUGAGCGGGUCGAGCAUAACAUGUCAAUCCUGUUACCCAUAGAUGGACAGGCUAGACAUUUUUAACAAUAAAUAAUUGUGUGAAGCUUGUAUUAAUUUGCCUCUCCCUGUUGCACACAACAAGCUUCCAUUCCCCCUGUCACUAGGGGAUUUAUGGCUAAUUUAAGAUUAAGUUGUCAACCCUGUUACUUUAUUUGGCACUUACUAUAGUAUUACUAUAGAUGGGAAAAGAUGGGAAAAUGUGUUUUUAUUAAGUUGAACAUGUGCUCUUUAUGAUAGUACAUUAGAGGAUGCAUAUAUAUAUUGCCUUAUCAGCCAUGUUCUCAAUGAUUAACAACAACAUUUUGAUCAGAGGUUAUGGUUUCCAUUAGUGGGUCUGCUCUCUUACAUCACAAGCAGUAAAGCAUACGUAGCUACAUGCAUCUCAAUAUUUACAAAGUCCUAUGCCACAGAAAGAGCACUUAUCAAGAGAGGGGUAUAAACCCCUGGAAUAUCAGUAGGCCUAAAUGAUGUAGCAAGGCAGGAAGCAGGAAAAUUGCCUGCUUAUCAGCUUUAAGAAGAGUUUGCUCCCCUCGCCAUUAUGUGAGGAAUGAAUGUACGUCAGAUAUGCUGUUUAUGCUCGUAUGGGCUGGUAUUCUGACUUAAUAUUCUUGCGCUUAACUUACAUUUUCACACGAGUCUCCUAUCAAAGUCAAUGCAUGAUUUAGUGCCUUUAGUGUCCAACCAACGUGAAGGGAACUACCAUUCAUUCCCUAAAAGUAAUUUAACAUUCACAGCCUGUUUAUUAAGAUGUGAAUGUCUGAGAGUGAUAAUCUUUAAUAAUGAAACAUUAAAAAAACAGAAGAAGGAAAAAAAACUGCUGAUUAAUUCAGUCUCUCUUCCUGUCGGCUAGGCGGGGACAUUUCCAUUAUGAGACUCAAUUAUCCCCCCUGCUGCUCAUCAUCACCGCGCCUUAUAAUUAUGACACUUCUCUUUUCUGUUUUAUAAGAUGGGUUACAAACAACGCCUGUGUCAAGUCAAUCACUGGGAGUAAACACAAAGACCAACAAAGAAGUUUAAAUACCAGGAAGAUACAUCUCACUGUAAAAUACUGUAAUAUAUGUUAAAAUUCCAAGAAGAACUUGUGAGAGGGUGUCUUUUCUACUCUGCCUUGGUACUGGGUUGCGAUUUCAGUGAUUUAAUUCCAUUUUGAGGUAUUGAUUUUCCUGACAUGAGGAGCUUGGCCUUAUUGAUCGGUAUUCAGUAAUAAGCCCAUAGACCACUAAAGUAGAUAUGCUGUCUAAUAGAUAGACUGUUAUUAUAUCAUGUUCACACACCACUGAGCCUGGCCUGUCAUGGUGUCACGUCAGCUCACGUCCUCUGUCGCUCAGCUGGUAGAGCACGGCGCUUGUAAUGCCAGGUUAGUGGGUUCGAUCCCCGGGACCACCCAUACACAAAAAAAUUAUGCACGCAUGACUGUAAGUCGCUUUGGAUAAAAGCGUCUGCUAAAUGGCAUAUUAUAUUAUUAUAUACGUUUCUGCUGAUUUCAUCAUUUGGCUGCCCUGUAUGAAGCCUGUGGGAGUCUAUAACCAAUGCAGUUUAUCAGGCACAAUCAAUGUGUCUCCAAUGGCUGUUACAGUAGUGUAUGUGCCUGAGGCCAUUGUUGUCUCUGCAGUAUAGAGUUACAGAUAUUGCAUCUUAAUUUGAUCACUUGUUUGUUACUGAGAAUGUUCCUGCGCUGGAAAUGCAGAUGAGCUUCGUGAUUUACAUACAUUCACUGAAAACCUGCACAAACACACGGUUAUAUACUGAACAAAAAUAUAAAUGCAACAUGCAACUUUCCUGAGUUACAGUUCAUAUAAGGAAAUCAGUGAAUUGAAAUAAAUUCAUUAGGUCCUCAUCUAUGGAUUUCACAUGACUGGGAAUACAGAUAUGCAUCCAUUGGUCACAGAUACCUUAAAAAAAAAAGGUAGGGUCCUGGAUCAGAAAACCAGUCAGUAUCUGGCGUGACCACCAUUUGCUUCAUGCAGUGCGACAUCUCUUUUGGAUAGAGUUGAUUAGGCUGAUUGUGGCCUGUGGAAUGUUGUCCCACUCCUCUUCAAUGGCUGUACGAAGUUGCUGGAUAUGGGCAGGAACUGGAACAUGCUAUCGUGCACGUUGAUCCAGAACAUCCAAAUUUUGUGACAUGUGUGGUGAGUAUGCAGGCAAUGGAAGAACAGGGAAAGUUUCAGCUUCCAGGAAUUGUGUACAGAUCCUUGCUACAUGGAGCCAUGCAUUAUCAUGCUGAAACAUGAGGUGAUGGCGGCGGAUGAAUGGCACAGCAAUGGGCCUCAGGAUCUUGUCAUGGUAUCUCUGUGCAUUCAAAAUGCCAUCGAUAAAAUGUAAUUGUGUUCCUUGUCCGUAGCUUAUGCCUGCCCAUACCAUAACCCCACCACCACCAUGGGGCACUCUGUUCACAACGUCUGUUCAGUAAACCGCUCGCCCACAGGACACCAUACACGUGGUCUGUGGUUGUGAGGCCGGUUGGACGUACUGCCAAAUUUUCUAAAAUGACACAGUCAGCAUGCCAAUUGCACACUCCCUCAACUUGAGACCUCUGUGGCAUUGUGUUGUGUGACAAAACUGCACAGUUUAGAGUGGCUUUUUAUUGUCCCCAAGACAAGGUGCACCUGUUUAAUGAUCAUGCUGUUUAAUCAGCUUCUUUGUGCACAACAUUUGAGAGAAAUAAGCUUUUUGUCCGUAUGCAACAUUUCUGGGAUCUUUUAUUUCAGGUCAUGAAACAUGGGACCAACACUUUACAUGUUGCGUUUUUAUAUUUUAGUUUGGUGUAUUAACAGUAUUGCACUUUUCAUGUUGCCUACUUUUGUCCAGCUAACAGCCUAACCACCGAUCAAGCAACAUUAUGCACAAAACUUUCAAAUCCUGUUGCUACCAAAUACUGGUCAAAUUAAGAUCCUACAUUGGCGUAUUGGAUGGCAUUAUGAGUACUCCUGAGUACUCAUAAUGCAGAUAGAUGUCCAGAGUACUCCUGAGUGGCGCAGUGGUCUAAGGCACGGCAUCGCAGUGCUAACUGUGCCACUAGAGAUCCUGGUUCGAAUCCAGGCUCUGUCGCCGCCGGCCGCGACCAGGAGACUCAUGGGCGGCGCACAAUUGGCCCAGCGUCGUCCAGGGUAGGGGAGGGAAUGGUCGGCAGGGAUGUAGCUCAGUUGAUCGAGCAUGGCGUUUGCAACGCCAGGGUUGUGGGUUCGUUUCCCACGGGGGGCCAGUAUAAAAAAAAAAAAAAUUAUUCACUAACUGUAAGUCGCUCUGGAUAAGAGCGUCUGCUAAAUGACUAAAAUGUAAAAUGUAAAUGUAAAAUGAUGAUGGCGAUUAAUGAUGAUGGUGGUGUUUCAUCAAAUCAAAUCAAAUGUAUUGGUCACACACACAUGGUUAGCAGAUGUUAUUGCGAAUGUAGCGAAAUGCUUGUGCUUCUUGUUCCGACAGUGCAGCAAUAUCUAGCAAGUAAUAUCUAACAGUUCCACAACAAAAACCUAAUACACACAAAUCUAAGUAAAGGAAUGGAAUAAGAAUAUAUAACUAUAUGGAUGAACAAUGUCAUUGUUUGGAGGAUGGUGAUGCUGCUAACAAUCAUGAAUCAUGGAUGAUGAUGAAGAUGAUUAUGUAUUCAUCCAGUAUGUAUUGCUUGUGGUGUGUGUGUGUUGUACAGGGAAACCAAGUCCACUAGUGAACCUAACGCACACCCAGACCACAGAGGGAGAGUUGGUUCUGAGCUGGAGCGACCCACAGCCACAGCCCCAUGCCAGCCCUGUCCCACUGAGCUAUGAGGUCCGAUACAACACCUCCCAAAGUACCUCUCACCCCAACUGGCUGGUAAGAACAUGCUGGCCUCCGAGCAAACACAACAUCUAAGUACAGGUCUUACAGCAAAUAAAGCUAAAGACAAUAAUAAUUUAACAGAGAACAAGAGCAAACACCUAGAGGAUAGAGGAUGUUGAAGAAGAGUCUUAAGACCGCUCAUGGUUUUCUUAGAUGUAGAUAUCAGUUUUAGUUAUGUUCUCAGUCAUCACAAUAAAAACAAAUAAAGAGAGUCGCACAGUAAAUAAAUUACUGGGAGUUUAUACAUAGUGUGUGCGACUCUCUUAUUUGUUUUUAUAGCUUACAGUUUAUUCUCCGUUGGUCAGCACCUCUACACUAAGUGAUGUUCUCUGGGUGUGCGCCAGCUCAUACUUUUUAUUAGACUCAGUCAUCACAAUGCCAUUUUGUAUUUGUGUCAAAUUGUCAAUCCAUAUAGUAACUUCUGUAUGACAUCUUGUAUUUCUCUCCCCUACUCCUUUGUUCCAGCACAUGGAGGUGUCUGGAGGCCAGUGGGUGUCUCUGACUGGACUGAGGCCUGGUCUGCACUACACUGUCCAGAUCCGGUCUCACCACCCUGCUCUGCCUCACCUGUGGAGUGACUGGAGCCAGCCACACCGCAUCCAUCUGGAAAGUAAGACCUCUCUCUCUUUCUGCACAGAAACAUGCGUAUCUUAAACACACAGUUAACAUCAUACUGGACAUCUAUCUGCACAGUAAGACCUCUGCCUUGCCCUACAUACACACAUACAGUCAGAGAUAUUCCCCUCACAUACAGUAUACCUGCACAGCACAGGAGGCUGCUGAGGGGAGGACGGCUCAUAAUAAUGUCCGGAACGGAGCAAAUGGAAUGGCAUCAAACACAUGGAAACCAUGACUUUAAUGUAUUUGAUACCAUUCCAGGUAUUCCACUCCAGUCAUUAUCACGAGUCCGUUCUCCCCAAUUAAGGUGCCACCAUCCUCCUGUGCUGCACAGUAAGACCUCUGGUUAUACAGCAAUGUACACAUGCUUUAGUGAUGUGCAGUUCGCAAACGAUUUGUUAUUUUUGAACAACAAUUUAUACUGACUCGAGAGUCAUGAUUCGUUUUUCUGAGUGACUCAUUCAUUUUAGUCGUUCGUUUGACCUGCUGGCUGCAAUGAAUUCUACAGCAGGAUUAAUACGUGCUCCUCCGGUGACUCCGGAGACGUGCUCCGACCAACAACUGUCUGUAUGCGCGCAGGCAAAAUAGAUCAUGAUGCAGGCAGCAUAGAGAAGGAAAAAUAUGUUUAAAUUAGAACUGAUAAUUGAUCGCAUGGUGCAAGAAUGAAAUACAUUUAUUAUUGAACAUUAUGAUGGACACAGCUUUGCAUGCUCUGGUUAUUACUGACUCAAAUGAACAAAUUGAGUUAAGAUUUGUUCUUUUGACUGAACGAGUCGAAAAGAUCUGAGUCCGUAAAAGAAGCCAAACUUCCCAUCAUGCUUCAGCUGUCUGCAUUAACACAACAUUUACAGUUACUUAUUAUUUGAUUACUGGUACAAUAACCGUUUGUCGAGCAAAAACAAGCUUUUCUAUGUUCCAGACCAUCUAUCACGGCUGUAGGCAGCUGUACAGACCAUCUAUCACGGCUGUAGGCAGCUGUACAGACCAUCUAUCAGGGCUGUAGGUAGCUGUACAGACCAUCUAUCAGGGCUGUAGGCAGCUGUACAGACCAUCUAUCAGGGCUGUAGGCAGCUGUACAGACCAUCUAUCAGGGCUGUAGGCAGCUGUACAGACCAUCUAUCACGGCCUUAGGCAGCUGUACAGACCAUCUAUCACGGCCUUAGGCAGCUGUACAGACCAUCUAUCACGGCUGUAGGCAGCUGUACAGACCAUCUAUCAGGGCUGUAGGCAGCUGUACAGACCAUCUAUCACGGCUGUAGGCAGCUGUACAGACCAUCUAUCACGGCCUUAGGUAGCUGUACAGACCAUCUAUCACGGCUGUAGGCAGCUGUACAGACCAUCUAUCACGGCUGUAGGCAGCUGUGCAGACCAUCUAUCAGGGCCUUAGGCAGCUGUGCAGCUAGGGUUGGCUUUCCCACUGGCUUUUGUCCCGGGUAUUCCAUGGAGUGACAUGUACACUCUAUGUGAGGUUGUUUUCAAUGGACUCACAGCUGCUACCUAUAAUCUAGUCUAUCCACAUCCCUCUGCUGUUCCCAUCCAUCUGUAAAAGCAUGAUUGAAUGGUUCUGAAAAAGUGAGUGAGUCUGCAGGUGAGCUUCUCUGGCACCAAGGCCUCCGCACUCAAGUCACAUCUCCAGAUAGUAGCUAGUUGCGUAUUGUUCCAGACAACAGAAUGAGUCAUUUCUUAUUCGUCCUUCAAAGUUUUGUUAUUCUAGUGUUCUCUGUGGCCGAUAUGGUGGCAUUUGUUUUAGAGAAAGUCGUGGAGGACAAACCUUCCAUUAAUUGUCCUGUGCGUUCCAUUAAUUAUCCUGUGUGUGUGUGUGUGUGUGCACGCCUGCGUGUGUGUAUGUAUGUGUGCAUGCUUGUGUGUGUUCAUGAUUGUUUGUGUGUGUGUGUGUGUGUGUGUGUGUAUGUUUGGUGUGUGUGUGUGUAUGUUUGGUGUGUGUGUGUAUGUUUGGUGUGUGUUUGUAUGUUUGGUGUGUGUGUGUGUGAUUCAAUCAUUGACCUCUAUUAUCUCCAAGGGGAGAUAGGGUGCAAUAUCUGAAAACAAACCAAUUAAACUUGCUCAUCUGUAUAUAGUAUGAUAUGCAUACAGGGCCAAUCUCAGUGUGGUCAACUAUGACCGUUUAUGACUAAGUAGGAAGCAGCAGUGUUGUGUUCGAGAUCACCUAAAGCGAGACUGAUUCAAGAUCAAUACCGGAACAAAUUCGAGUCCAAGUCAAGACCAAGACCGAAGGGGGGGUGAGACCGAGUCAAGACCGAGACCGGGAGGGGGAAAAGGGGUCAGAGACAGUCAAGACUGAGACCAGAAAAAUGCGAGUCCAAUUCAAGACCAUGAUUGUAAUGACAAUUUAAAAUGUCCAGUAUUUCUGUGUUCAUAUUUCAGAACAACAAAUGGAUGGAUUCUUUAGACAUUCAGAAUAGUGAAAAAAUGCAUGCUGAGGGAAAAUAGAGCCACUCUACAAAUUAUUACUAACCCAAACACAGUGGGGAACAAUGGGCCUUCUACGCCUUCAGAGAAGGGCUAAGGAUUUAUACAAUUAUUAUUAUUAUUAUAUAAUAAUAAUGAUAGUAUUAUUUUCAAUUAUGUUCUGAUUUAAUCUCUUCCGUUUUUGUUGGAAAGAAAAGGGUUAUGUUAUGUUGCGUCAAUUCGAAUCUGGUAUAGGAACAAAAAGAGGUGAACACACGUCUUUUAAGAUAUACUAGUAUUUUAAUUAAUGCAAACACUUGAAUGGUAAAUAUGAUGGUCGUAUAUACGGGCCCACUGAAAAACCACGCAGGGCAGACAGAGAACUGAGCUAUUGUUAUAAGUUCUUCUUUAAAUACUCUGACAGAGAUAGUUCCCGCUCCCUGCUGGGCCUGUCAGAAUAGAGGCUGGGUGUGGUUUGAACUUACCCAACCUAUCGUUGGCGCUCAGGCUGGUCCCAGCCCCUUGGCGCUUCACUGUUGCCUGGCAUUAGUUGUUAUCUUUACAACUUGUCUCGAGUCAGCAACCUCAGACAUAGUUUGUUCUUCUUCAUUGUAGCAGUACACAUGUCCUUGAGCAGUUUAACAAAGAGGCAGUGUGUGUGUGUGUGAGUCACAAGCCUGUCUCAGCCUACCCCCUAACGGUUCCUCACAUUAAUCACAGCUUGUUAUGUUAAACAAUCUAUAUCAGUACAGCACAAACCUAUUAUGUUUAAUCAUUAAUGUAUUCUUUCUAAGCUAGGCAUCACAUCUAGUUAUAAGAAAAUAGAUCCCCACAGUUAACACUGAUGGUCUCUGGGAAAAUAAAUCUAGCUAGCUAAGUCAGCCAUAGGCUAGGCCAUCAGAAGCUAAAUAAAGGCAUCUGCCAUUCAACUGUAUUUGGGCAAAAUGUUGGAGUGACAGUGGAAUCAACCAAUCACAUUUUGACUUAAUGGGUGGGGCCAUUUUUACAAACACUUAUGGAAACGUCUGCCUUCUUGAAGGACAACAGGUCACCGCGCAGUAGCGAACAAUAGUUUUCUCACGGUCUAGCUAGCUAGCUUUUGUUGUCGGCUAUUUUGCAGCGGCUUCAGCAGGUGCUAUCAAAGAGGAUGUUGUUGCUAAUUUGUUAGCUUCUUCCUUUUCAAGAAUAACUUUCAACAAGAAGUUAAGUUUUAAAUGAUCAUCUGGUGAGUGGAACUGUGUUUUUUCUAUUGCAGCGGCGCUUGCUGUUGCUAGCCAUCUCUUAGAAAAUAUUUUGUGUGUGUGAAACAUUGUUGCAUUUAAUGUGGAACUGAAAGCAUUUUAGCAACAUGAAAUCUUAUUAAUAUCUGUUCAUAUACACCCCCAGGAAGAAUGACACUUUUUAAAAAUCAUUUUCUGACAAGCGACCACUUAGAUAUGGUCAUUUUCACGUUUUCAUAAAUUCUUAGAAUGUUUGGAAAUUACGUAUACUAAGGCAUUUGUGAAAAUUCUUUAGUAAUAUAGAGUGGGAAAGCGGCUGUGCGUUUGGACAAUUAAUAGACACUGCAGUAAAUAAAACCGAUUAAAAACAUCUGUCUUGUCCAGGACUUGAGUCUACACAGACCGGUGCGCUAUAGCCAAUAAGAGCUACAUUAGGCCUUCAUACGAACAAGCCAUUUACCACACGGGCCUGCCAUCAUUCACUUUGAACUGCGUGUUUUACAGGCAGUUGCAACAGCGUGACUUUAGAUCAUUAGAAAGCGUUCGCCAAAAGCCACAAAAUACACCUGAAUGGAUUUCUGCAAAUAUGUAAACACCACGGGAGUCCUCUUACAUUUAAGGACCUUUUACAGUCCUAUUGAUCAAACAACCAUGAAAAGGUAGGCUCUCUCUCCCUCAGUUAUGGACAUCAACAACUAAUGCUAGCCAGAGCAAGAUGAGCUAAAUAUCUAACGACGGAACAUUAGAUAAACCCUCUCAAACUUUUUCAGCUAGUUGGCCGUCAAAAUUGCACUGAUAAAUGAUGGGAUGGGGAAUUGUAGCCUCCUCGUCCUUCUGCAGCUUGCCUGCCAAUGCAUGCUUGUCCAAACCAAGCACCCAAGCUAACUGACUAAAGUUUGCUAGCUUGCUAGCAGUGUUGCCAACUUAGCGACUUUGUCGCUAUAUUUAGCGAGUUUUCAGACCCCUCUAGCGACACAUUUUCAAAAAAGCGACUAGUGACAAAUCUAGUGACUUUUUCUGGUGUUAUUGGAGACUGAAAGCACGUAUCGUUCUUACUCUUCUCAACGAGCAGCAGGUGCUGCCGUGGCGUGGGCUCCACCCCCGUCCCAAAGCACUCACAGGCGGCCCAGUCCUCACGCAGCAGUCCCUCCCAGCUGCAGUCAGAGCAGGAGAUGUUCACCCCUCCGCGUCCAGACUGCAAAUGAAUCGCGCAUGCGGGAAGCCACCGCUGGCUGAUCCCGCCCUGGCUUACAUUCAGGGCGGGAUGUAAAUGUAGGGUGUUUUUUACUCACUUUUUGUCUCUCCCACAACGUUAUUCCUCUCUCCUACAGCGUCCAUCACAAUUACAUGCACAUUGCCAAUUAUGCAAAUUAGGUGAUGACGUCAUUUAGCGACUUCUAGCGACUUUUAGGACAGCCAAUAGCUACUUUCCUUACUGAGGAGUUGGCAACACUGCUUGCUAGCUAGCUACUUCCAGACACAAAUGAGAGAACAUCUCACUCUGACCAUUUUACUCGCCCUAGCAGAGCUGGUUAGCUAUGCUGUUUACAUGUUAUCUAGAGCGUUCUUGACUAACUAUAACUUUUUUUGCCUAUGUUUACUGACACCGGUCAUAUUUAACGGGUGUUGCGCGUUCGUAAAUUCAUCAGUUCUGCGCUCUGGCACACUCAGACGAGAGUGCUCUGAAAUCCCAGAUAACCAGAGUAAAUUUGCGAACGCAAGAGAUAUGCUAACUGGAUAACAUUCGUUCAAGUUCUUGCAAGCUAACCAAAUGACACCUGCAUUUCUAGCUGUGUAUAGCCACCGAAAAACUAUAUGAAGGGAGAAAGUCAGUCACUCACCCACUCCUCCAAUGGCAUGACAUGACAUCCUCCUGGCAGUUAGCUAGCUAUCUAGCUAACAUUAGGCUCUGUGUUUUUAGCUUACUACAUAAAUAGAUAUGCUAGCCUAUUAGCCAUGUUAUGACUGACUUGUGAUCAUUGCCCUUGCUAGUUUGAUUGUAUUGACAUUCCCAGCUUUAGUUACAUUCAUCCGUUUUUUGUCCAGAAUAUUGAGUCAUUGAAACUGAAACAGUGCAUCCCGAAUGGAGGCAGCAAACAAUGUACCAGGCCAGCUGUGAUUUACAACCUGAUAGCAAUAUUUUUUGGACUAGCAAGAAAUGUAUUGGUGAAUUAUAUUAAUCAUGAACUGCAUCCAUCUAUUCUGCCAACAAUGCCUUAGUGUACGUCAUGGAAUGUUGAGUCAAAUAUAACCUAUUUUUAAAACCUCUUAUAAAGAUGGUUUUGUAGCAUAAACUGGGAAUGGUAUUUUUGACUGAUAUUAUGAUUGUCUGUUUGUUUCAUAUCUGCAAAGUAGUUAAAACGCUGUCAGUUCCACUUUAGGUCAGUGGUUACUUUGUGCUAAACGUGAAAUGUUGUUUGCAGAGGGAAGUAAUAGUUGUACAUUUCGAUUCUUAUGAUUGGGACCUACUGGCUUAUUAGGUCGGAGUUUAUGGACUGCUUAUCCUUUAACAACAUCAUGCUGUGUCUGACUGCUGUCUUUCCAUCGGCCCUAUGUAGUGGUGUAGUGGUGCCUGGAGAAGCGGGUAUACUCCAAUUUUGCCAAAAAGUUCCCAAAUGUGCCGCCCAGCGAAGGAAGAGCACCCUAUGUGAAAGAUCCUGUGUUUUCCUAUGUUUUUUUAACACGUUUUCCUAUUGAUUUUUCAGAUUUUCACUCUAAAAUGGACAAAAGUUAGAUGGUCUAAGUCUACAACAAUGCUUAAACCACAUCAAUCUGAUUGGGUGGGCCUGUCAGGGCCUGGCUCCCCAGUGGGUGGGCCUUUGUCCACCCAGCCCCAUCUAUGUCUACGCCCCUGAUGCAAACAGCUCAUGAUGACAAUUGCUCAUCACAAAUAGCCUACUAACCAACACGUCGACUAAACUUUUUCAAUACCUAGUUUUCAUACCCAUUGUUGCCUUAGUUUGCAUUUACUGGUAUCAUAAGUGGAAACGUCUUUACUACCCUUCCGUCAUUCUUCUGUGAGCUGCUCCAUGCCAAAACCAGUUGAGAGCUGCACACUCUUGCUGCCUGCAAAUGAUAUUCCGCUGAAACUAGGCUAUGUGUGCAGUGCGCAUGUGAAUAUAUUUCACGUGCUUUGCGAUUGUGUAGGCUAUUUUGUGCAUGAUUUCUCUAUUGUACUACAUAAUUGAUAAGUCGUAUACCUCCACUACAGUACUUUGAUCCGCAUCAAUAGGGAUUAAGAGGUGAGUAUACGCAAUGCCCACUGAAAAGAAUACCUGUGCUACACCACUGGCCCUUUUGUGUUUUACAAAAAGUGCAGUCUCCUACAUGAGUGCGCUGGUAUUACGGUUGCUGUCCUUUCAGAAUCACGAACCUGUCACACACUGAAGGCAUAUAGGUUCACCACUGCGCAAACAUGUCUAUUAAGGCUUUUAAGAUAUUAAUGUUUCAAGAAAGAUGUGUAUAUAUUUGGCCUGGCGAAGCGGUUUUAUGCGCUGACUGAAUGGAAGCUGAUAAUUAUUAUUUUUGUACUCCGCUGGCAUCGAUAUUAGUCAAACAUUUAUUCUAGUCUCAAAAUUGACUACAAAGUGUAAAUAGGAUAAUUCUGGUCAUAAAGUCAGUCUUUGUAGGUGAGUUUGUCAUGACUUACUUGAGGAUAGGGUUUUGAUUUCGACAAUGCUCACUUGCCCUCUAAACACAGGAUAUGCAGAACACACAGACAGUGAGACACACCUGCCCAGCAGCACAGUGGAUCUGACUUUGUUUACAUAAGACAACAGGUCGUAAAAAAUGUUACUUGAGAAAUACUGCACCAAAUACCUUAGCUGGAUGUAAAAUUGCGUGACUAAAACCUCGGCAAAAACGUACAGAAAAAUUAGAUUUAUUUUGAGGUAUCUUAUAUUCAUUCUAAAGUAAUUCUGGCUUUGUUCUAUGGUGUCUCAUGUGGGACAAACAUCAGUAACUGCCACAUUGAAUCACACCCCCAAUACUGACAUUUUGUUUUUCACAAUGAGCAACAGAGAAACGCAUGCAGAAUUGGUGCAUUGAGUCACUCUUUAAGACAAAAGGAUAAGCUAUUUUCUUAGCACACUGUCUUUCUAUACAUCUGUGGUUGAUAGAUUUUGCCCACACAAACACACCUAUAUGGGGAGACUGGGAUGGGUCAGUACCUGCUGCAUACUGUACUGUUAGAGACGCAAUGAUUCAUAGAUAUACAUUGCAUUCCCAUGCAGCCAAUACAGUAUACAUUGGGUAACUUAGCAAACACAUUUGGUUAGGAAAUUGUGAAGUUGUAUCAGGUUGCCAGAUGUAAUGUCAAAUAUGGGGACAGGAUCAGGAUGGAGCAGGGUGGUAAUUAGUGAGCUGGAUGGUGGAUGGAUUAAAUUAAGAGAAUAUUAGAUUAGGAAUAUGAAGGUGGGAUUAUUGUAUUAUUAUUUUCAUCAAAGGGCUCAUUUGCAUUUUUGUCUAGUUGAUCUCUCUCUUAUUCUCCUCUUUCGAUCUCUCCCUCCCUGCCCCUCUUCUCUAUCUCUCUCUCUCGCUGUCCCUUUCUCUGUCCCUCUCUCUCCCUCUCCCCCUCUCUCUGUGAUGACUACAUCAUGCAGAGAGUUGGUUUUCGGAGGUUGUCUGUCUAUGUCCAACCUCUCCUCCUAUAGCUUCACUGCAGAGCUGGAGAUUCAUCGGUCAGCCCUGUCAGCCCUCUCUCUGACUGACAUGAUGAAGGCUCUUCAUAAAGGACAAAGACAGGGAAUGAAAGAUGGGGAUCUCUGAGGGAUUCUGCCCAGUGUAAAAGUGAUUAUUGAAAACACACACAGGAGAGCCAGGACCAUGGAAAUAUAAUUCUAUUUUUAUUGGUCAGGACGAGCACACGCACACACAGAGACACACGCAGAGACAUUUGUUACAUUUGAAUCCUAGAGAGGCUCCAGGAGGUUCUCCCUCACACACGCUCUUUGUUUCUCAUUGCUCCGAGGAAGAUCAUUACAUGCAACUAAUCACCUAGGCUAUGGCCCUUUUUAGCUUUCAGUCAAUAGAUUGUUUAUGAGGUACAUAAAAUCAGACAAACAGAAAAUAACUUAAACUGGAAGCAAGUUUUUCAUCAUUGUCCCUGAAACUGUGAUGCUUCAUCUGUUAUUUCAGACUAUGUCUGGAGAUUGUGUACUGCUGUGUGAAAUUGAGUUUUUCUCCUUUUAAAGUCUUCUCAGAUUAUUUUUUUCAAAUAAAUCUUUAUGACAUUGAUUUUGUUUCUUACCUUGGUCCGUUGAUUACACAUUUUCCAUUCAGGAUGAAGGGUAGAAUCAAAGCGGGGGAAAAAGUGUUCUUACCACCCGUUGCCAUGGUAACUAGACAUGUUGAGCAGACAUGUUUUUAGGAUUUCCAGACAUGGGAUAUUUUUUUGUUGUUGCAAGGUGUGAAGAAAAAAAUGGGCCUUUUAGAAACGCAUUGCAUGCAAUUCUAUGUCAUUUACAUGAUAGAAGACUUUAGCAGAAUAUUUUUUUAUACACUACAUGACCAAAAGUAUGUGGACACCUGUUUGUCGAACAUCUAAUUCCAAAAUCAUGGGCAUUAAUAUGGAGUUGGUCCCCCCUUUACUACAGUUCUUGUGCUGACGUUGCUUCCAGAGACAGUUCGGAAAUCAGUAGUGAGUGUUGCAUCCGAGGACAGAUGAUUUUUUGCGCGCUACGCGCUUCAGUACUUGGCGGUCCCGUUCUGGGAGCUUGUGUGGCCUACCACUUCGCAGCUGAGCCAUUGUUGCUCCUAGAAGUUUCCAUUUCACAAUAACAGCACAAACAGUUGACCGGGGCAGCUCUAGCAGGGCAGAAAUUUGACGAACUGACUUGUUGGAAAUGUGGAAUCCUAUGACGGUGCUACAUUGAAAGUCAUUGAGCUCUACAGUAAGGCCAUUCUACUGCUAAUGUUUGUCUAUGGAGAUUGCAUGGCGGUGUACUCGAUUUUAUACACCUGUCAGCAACGGGUGUGGUUGAAAUAGCCGAAUCCACUAAUUUGAAGUGGUGUCCACAUACUUUUGGCCAUGUAGUGUAGCACACAAAGGGCCAAAUGCAGGCUACUGUGGAACUCAUUAUUCAGGUAGGAUGCCAUUUUGGAACUUUUUAUUUUAUUUUCGUAUUUAUAAUCAUUUGUUUUAUUAUUAUUGUAUAUCAUUGUUAUUAUUGUAGCCUAUUUAAAAAUCUAAACCAGUUCUUUAAAUAUGCAAAACGUGUUUUGUUUAAUUCUGUUGAGACAUUUGUGGUUAAAUUACGUUUUUGAAAUGUGUGCUCCAUUUUUAGAUAGGUUAUAGUAGGCCAUUUGUAAAAUUAAUAUCAUUAGCCUAUUGCUGUCAUUUGUUGGGUACGGUAGGCACUAGCCUUUCUUGGUAAUUGCUGCAAUAUAGCCUGUUCAAAACUUUUGUGAAGGUUUAAACUAGUUCGCAGGUGUUAUGUUUCAUUCUGUUGAGCCAUUUGAAAUGGCUGAAAUGUUGUGUUUGCCGCGAUAAAAUAUCCUGCUUGUAUUUUCCAUAUAAACAAUGGCUUGACUUACUUUUGACAUUACCCUAAUAAAGUUUAGAAACAUUUGUGAAGGUUUGGUGUGAUGUGGCUAUUAGCCUAUUAUACUGUUUUUCUAACUGAGUUCACUUUGCUUGCUUUCAGAUGUGACAUAUCUCCCUGAGAGAGUGGUGGCCAGCUUUGGAGACAGCGUGACCGUGUACUGCGUGUUCAACGACCUCACGGUGAACGCCAGCACCACGGUCUGGAUUCGGAACUCCCGUGACCGCCUGCCUAAGAGCCAGUACACUGCGGUCAACGACCGUGUCAGUAAGAUAACGGUUCGACCAUCGGAGCAGAGACUGUCUGACACCCUGCAUUGCUGCCAGCCUUUAGGGGAGACGUAUAGCUGUAACUACCGCUACGCAACGAUAUAUAUUAAAGGUGAGCUGGGAUGAUGGGAGGAUGCAUGGAUGGAUGUCAGGGUUUGGAUGUAUGUCAAGGCUUGGAUUGAUAUAGGGUUGGGAUUGGGUUAGCGUUAGACCUCAGGAAAUGUAUUUAGUUUGAUGUAGAUUCUCUGUGUGUUUCAGAUCCGGUCAUUGAUAUCAGCUGUGUGACCAAUGGGGAUCUGGACAGCAUGACCUGUAGGUGGAACAACCUACCUGUAGGUGGAAUCAACUUCCUGUCCAGGUAAACACUACUUACAGCAUUGGGCACAUACACCUCUACAACCUACACCUCUACAACCUACACAUACACCUCUACAACCUACACCUCUACAACCUACAACCUACACAUACACCUCUACAACCUACACAUACACCUCUACAACCUACACCUCUACAACCUACACAAACACCUCUACAACCUACACAUACACCUCCACAACCUACACCUCCACAACCUACACCUCUACAACCUACACAUACACCUCUACAACCUACACCUCUACAACCUACACAUACACCUCUACAACCUACACCUCUACAACCUACACCUCUACAACCUACACCUCUACAACCUACACCCUACACAUACACCUCUACAACCUACACCUCCACAACCUACACCUCCACAACCUACACCUCCACAACCUACAACCUACACAUACACCUCUACAACCUACACCUCCACAACCUACACCUCCACAACCUACAACCUACACAUACACCUCUACAACCUACACAUACACCUCUACAACCUACACAUACACCUCUACAACCUACACAUACACCUCCACAACCUACACCUCCACAACCUACACCUCACAACCUACACAUACACCUACAACUACACAUACACCUCACAACACAAACACAACCUACACCUACACAUACACCUCUACAACCUACACAUACACCUCUACAACCUACACAUACACCUCUACAACCUACACAUACACCUCUACAACCUACACAUACACUUCUACAACCUACACAUACACCUGUACACGUACAGUACCAGUAAAAAGUUUGGACACACCUACUCAUUCAUGGGUUUUUCUUUAUUUUGACUAUUUUCUACAUUGUAGAAUAAUAGUGAAGACAUCAAAACUAUGAAAUAACACAUAUGGAAUCAAUUAGUAACCAAAAAAGUGUUAAACAAAUCAAAAUAUAUUUUAUAUUUGAGAUUCUUCAAAGUAGCCACCCUUUGCCUUGAUGACAGCUUUGCACACUCUUGGCAUUCUUUCAACCAGCUUCAUGAGGAAUACUUUUCCAACAGUCUUGAAGGAGUUCCCACAUAUGCUGAGCACUUGUUGGCUGAUUUUCCUUCACUCUGCUGUCCAACUCAUCCCAAACCAUCUGAAUUGGGUUGAGGUCGGGGGAUUGUGGAGGCCAGGUCAUCUGAUGCAGCAGUCCAUCACUCUCCUAGGUCAAAUAGCCCUUACACAGCCUGGAGGUGUGUUUGGGGUCAUUGUCCUGUUGAAAAACAAAUGAUAGUCCAACUAAGUGAAAACCAGAUGGGAUGGUGUAUCACUGCAGAAUGCUGUGUUAGCCAUGCUGGUUAAGUGUGCCUUGAAUUCUAAAUAAAUCACUGACAGUGUCACCAGCAAAGCACCCCCACACCAUCACACCACCUCCUUCGUACUUCACGGUGGGAACCACACAUGCUGAGAUCAUCCGUUCACCUACUCUGCAUCUCACAAAGACACGGCGGUUGGAACCAAAAAUCUCAAAUUUGGACUCAUAGGACAGAUUUCCACUGGUCUGAUGUCCAUUGCUCGUGUUUCUUGGCCCAAACAAGUCUCUUCUUAUUAUUGGUGUCCUUUAGUAGUGUUUUUUUUGCAGCAAUUCGACCAUGAAGGCCUGAUUCAAACAGUCUCCUCUGAACAGUUGAUGUUGAGAUGUGUCUGUUACUUGAACUCUGUGAAUCAUUUAUUUGGGCUGCAAUUUCUGAGGCUGGUCCUCAUGAGAGCCAGUUUCAUCAUAGCGCUUGAUGGUUUUUGCGACUGCACACUUGAAAUGUUCCGUAUUGACUGACCUUCAUGUAUUAAAGUAAUGAUAGACUGUCGUUUCUCUUUGCUUAUUUGAGCUGUUCUUGCCAUAAUAUGGACUUGGUCUUUUACCAAAUAGGGCUAUCUUCUGUAUACCACCCCUACCUUGUCACAACACAACUGAUUGGCUCAAACGCAUUAAGAAGGAAAGAAAUUCCACAAAUUAACUUUUAACAAGGCACACCUGUUAAUUGUAAUGCAUUCCAGGUGACUACCUCAUGAAGCUGGUUGAGAGAAUGCCAAGAGUAUGCAAAGCUGUCAUCAAGGCAAAGGGUGGCUACUUUGAAGAAUCUCAAAUAUAACAUAUAUUUUGAUUUGUUUAACACUUUUUUUGGUUAAUACAUGAUUGAAUAUGUGUUAUUUCAUAGUUUUGAUGCCUUCACUAUUAUUAUACAAUGUAGAAAAUAUUAAAAAUAAAGAAAAAUCCUGGAAUGAGUAGAUGUGUCCAAACUUUUGACUGGUACUGUAUUGUUAAAGUGACUAUUGGUUAUCUUAUGAUUAAAAGCAGUGUAUUAGAGCAUUUGAAAUACAGGAGGAUCUUAUAUUUGGCUCUUUGUUAAAGAUGCAUUAUACAUAAAUUGCUCUGACAUUUCCUGGUUGAUACGAUUUUAAUAGUUUGCCAAACAGGCAAAGCGAUAUGUGCACAAUAUCUAAGGAAGUCUCAAGGUUUUGCUCGUCUGAGGUAGAGUAUCUCAUGAUAAGCUGUAGACCACACCAUCUUUUUUAUAUCUUUUUUUAUUUUAUUUCACCUUUAUUUAACCAGGUAAGCCAGUUGAGAACAAGUUCUCAUUUACAACUGCGACCUGGCCAAGAUAAAGCAAAGCAGUGCGAUAAAAACAACAACACAGAGUUACAUAUGGGGUAACCAAAACAUAAAGUCAAAGAUACAACAGAACAUAUUGCAGCUUUAAAUGUUGACACCUUUUCAGUGUCUCUGCUUGGUGUCUCUGAUGUAUUCCUAAGAAAUACAGAGUGGGAGUUGGUUCAGGAUCAUGGAACAAUACAGAACAGAUUUAACCCCCUCAAGUGCAGCCUGGUGUCUAAGACUAGGCGUAACAUAGUAAAUGUAAGUCCGGGACACUCAAAUUAGAAUGAUAUGUGACCGACCACCUCGAUUCAGUCUUAUGUUGCGAAAUUUGAAAUUUGUGUUUUUGCCAUUGGAUAAAAGUAGAGACUCAGAGCUUCAAAAUGGUAGAUCGUACACUGCAGUUGAGGAACAAUGGGAAAGUAAUCCUGCUUUGAAAGUUGAUAAAGUUGUUACCCCAUUUUCGAGAAAAUGGCUCUUGAAUGUUUUGGUACACCUACUGGAGAGAUCUUCUUUGUCUACCCAUCUCUUUAAGGAUUCACAUGUAAUACCAUGUGCUAAUUAGAGUGAGUAAGGUAGUGUAGUAAACAACCAAAGAUUUCAAGACUAAAAGUGGUGAAAGUAGUAGCCUGCAAUAAGAAAAAAAAACAGGUAAAAAUACACUUUAUCUAGUCCUAUAUCCUAAGCUGACUUUGGUGUAGGUCGUGUUGUUCUUCACAUUACCAUCUCUGGUAAACACACACUAUAUCAAAUAAAAUCAAACUAUGUGUCACAUGCACAGGAUACAGAAGGUGUAAAUGGUGCUCUGAAAUGGGUUCAGAUGCAAAUAUUUUAUACAUAUUUUACCCAGACACACUUGUAUAAAUUGAUGGGUCAUGUGAAAUAAAUGCUAUAAUGAGCUAGCUAAACAAUGAACCAUAAUCCCAACCUAUACAAUACUACUAGCACUACAAACAGAUUGUCAUAGCUAGCCACCAUGCAUACAAUGCAAAGGGCUUUCUGAGAUACAAAUAAUAUUACUACACAGAUCAUACAUGUAACGUUAGCUAGCGAGCCAGCAUGCUAACGUUUGGUAGCUAGCUAACAGUACGCUUUAACUUGCAAUUAAAAUUCUAACAAAAUUAGAAACGUGUAUCUGAAAAUGUAGCUAGACUUACCCGUAUACAUGGAUGAAUGCUUCACGGCAGACUAGAAGGCCUUUACCUAAGUACGUCCUGUAUUGUUUCCAUUUUGUUUGUACAGCUUGUUUGGCCCGCAUUGUCUCAAGUCACUUCGGUUUACACUGACCGUGUGCAGAAAAUAGUCCAUCACAACUUUUUCCACACUGAUCUUUGUUGAUAGCGCCUGCUAAAUUCAGGGCAGCAAUGUUGUUAGAGCAGUAGCAACACUUUUGCAGUUCUCUAUGGCUAAUGUUAUAUAUUUAAUAAAUGCUGCGGUAGCAAGGAUUAUCUACACAUACUGAGCAGCUCAUGUUAUAGAAAGACUCAUGCUACAUGGCAGACCAAUCCAAACUCCUCUCUCGGCAUGUCCAGCCCACGAUUAUCUCAGCCAAUCAUGUCUAGUGGGAAGGUUCCUGUCUUUUUCAUAAUUUAACAAUUGUAUUCAUAUUUACAGAUGGCAUGCAAGUUUGUUAUUAAGGCACAUGAAUGUUCACAUGUUCCAGAAGGCAUUUCUGCCCAAACAAAACGCAUUUUGAUAAAUAUAUUUUCUUUUUACAUUCAAGUGCCUUCUCUGUGAAGUAGUGACGUGGACAUAAGCCUAACUUUCUGAAACGGGUUACAUGAGACAGUUUGCAAUUCGUAACAAAUUGUACGAAUUGCAAUUCGUAACAAAUCGUACGAAUUGCAAUUGGUACUGGAACAUAUCAUACGAAAUGUAUGAUGGACAUCCACAAAUUAACAUUAACAUCCCAUACGAAACGUAACAUAUAAUACUAAAUGGAGAGACAGAUAUACUUUACUAUGUUACAUCUACCCCUGAGUGCAGGUUGUCAAGCAAAAUGUAAAUGACUGUGUGUGUGUAAUUUGUGAAUUAUUGCUGUGAUUUCAAAACUCAGGCAGUGAAAGGAAGUGUAGAAGUUUAGACUUGUUGCAUACCAUAGACUAUGAUAUAGAUCAUACAUACCCAGAAGUGGUAAGGGCGUUUUCACCCUGACGUUCUUUGUGUGUAUGCGUGUGUGUGUCUGUUAAAUUCUCCAGGGUGGCCGACCUGUCCUGUGACGUCAUGGAGGAGGCGGAGAGGGUGGGCGGGCCAGUGGGUGUGGUCAGGCAGGCGAAGUGUGAAUCCAGCAGCUCUAGGGGAGUGAAGAGCUGCAAUCUGCAGCCAAUCAGAGUGACUUCCUGCUACAAGCUGUGGAUGGAGGCCAAGACAGACAACGGCACGAGGUCACAUCCUGUCUACAUCACACCUAUGGAACACGGUGAGUUAGGACCAGUAUAGGAGUUCUGGUCUUGUUACAUUUAUUUUCUUACAUGUUGUGGCUUUUUGGAACCUACAGCACCUGUAUGUGUUAAUAAUAAUAAUAAGUCUUUUUUUCUUUUCUUUUUUUUUUUACAUUUUAUAUAGCUUUCAGUCUGCUUGACCAGGCUACAUAAUGACUGUCCUCUCCCUUCCUUGCCUCUCCCCUUCUAGUGAAGCCCCAUCCUCCCUCAGGCCUUGAGGCAGUAAGCAUGCCCAGUGGGGUCCUAAAGCUGGCGUGGGUGCCCCCAGAACUGCCCCUCUACGAUAUGCAGUACCAGGUCCGCUAUGCCCUCUCCACUGGCAGGGCCCAUCCAUUCUGGCAGGUACGUAGGGCUCUUGCCAUAGUGCUCUGGUCAAAAGUAGUGCACUAUGUAGGGAUCAUCAACUAGAUUCAGCCGCGGUCCGUCUUAUUCAUGAGUGGAUGCUCAGGGGGCCAGAACACAAUUACUAAUAAUUUGUAGACUGCAAAUUGACUGCAUGAAGCCCAAACAGAUAUAAUAUUUCACUAAAACAUAAUAAUUUCAAACCUUGCUUGCAUUCGUAUACGAUCAGAUAUAUCUCUCUAUUAUGCGUGGGAAUACUUUGGAACAGAUUUCCAAUAUAAAAAUAAAUUGGAGCUGAUUUGCUGGUGUUUUUACAGUCUUCUAUGUCCAAAUAAAAUCACUGGCGGGCCAAAUCCGGCCCAUGGGCCGCUAGUUGGGGAACCCUGAUGUAGGGUGCCAUUUCGGAUGCAGCCUUGAGCUCAUCUAGAGUGGCAAGGAGGGAGCAACAGGUACAACUGCCUGGCCAUGAGCAUCAGCUGGUCGGGCAUAAAGUCUCACUUUUCUAUCUAUCUCUGAUCUAGGAGUGGCAUUAUUUGCCCUAAAAUACAUGGCAUUUACUGGUGGCUUGAGGCAGAAUACGUUAUUUUAAUAAAACCUCUGAUUUAAAACUUUUGGUGGGCAGAUGAGAAUAUUUAGGUUAAUAUAUUUUCUUUCUAAAAUGUGCCCACUUUCGUUGGGUGCAUGAGUAUUUUGGAAAUCUUUCCUCCAUUCAAAAUGUUUUAAGACAUACAGUAUACACUAUACAUAUGGAAAAUCCCGAGUGGCGCAGUGGUCUAGAGAUCCUGGUUCGAAUCCAGGCUCUGUCGUAGCCGGCCGCGAACGGGAGACCCAUGGGGCGGCGCACAAUUGGCCCAGCGUCGUCCAGGGUAGGUGAGGGAAUGGCCGGCAGGGAUGUAGCUCAGUUGGUAGAGCAUGGUGUUUGCAACGCCAGGGUUAUGGGUUCGAUUCCCACGGGGGGCCAGUAUGAAAAAUAAUGUAUGCACUCACUAACUGUAAGUCGCUCUGGAUAAGAGCGUCUGCUAAAUGACUUAAAUGUAAAAUGGAAAGUGUUCAGACCCCUUGACCUUUUCCACAUUUUGUUACGUUAGUCUUAUUCUAAAAUUGAUUACAAAAAUAUAUACAGUGGGGAAAAAAAGUAUUUAGUCAGCCACCAAUUGUGCAAGUUCUCCCACUUAAAAAGAUGAGACAGGCCUGUAAUUUUCAUCAUAGGUACACGUCAACUAUGACAGACAAAAUGAGAUUUUUUUUCUCCAGAAAAUCACAUUGUAGGAUUUUUAAUGAAUUUAUUUGCAAAUUAUGGUGGAAAAUAAGUAUUUGGUCAAUAACAAAAGUUUCUCAAUACUUUGUUAUAUACCCUUUGUUGGCAAUGACACAGGUCAAACGUUUUCUGUAAGUCUUCACAAGGUUUUCACACACUGUUGCUGGUAUUUUGGCCCAUUCCUCCAUGCAGAUCUCCUCUAGAGCAGUGAUGUUUUGGGGCUGUCGCUGGGCAACACGGACUUUCAACUCCCUCCAAAGAUUUUCUAUGGGGUUGAGAUCUGGAGACUGGCUAGGCCACUCCAGGACCUUGAAAUGCUUCUUACGAAGCCACUCCUUCAUUGCCCGGGCGGUGUGUUUGGGAUCAUUGUCUUGCUGAAAGACCCAGCCACGUUUCAUCUUCAAUGCCCUUGCUGAUGGAAGGAGGUUUUCACUCAAAAUCUCACGAUACAUGGCCCCAUUCAUUCUUUCCUUUACCCGGAUCAGUCGUCCUGGUCCCUUUGCAGAAAAACAGCCCCAAAGCAUGAUGUUUCCACCCCCAUGCUUCACAGUAGGUAUGGUGUUCUUUGGAUGCAACUCAGCAUUCUUUGUCCUCCAAACACGACGAGUUGAGUUUUUUCCAAAAAGUUAUAUUUUGGUUUCAUCUGACCAUAUGACAUUCUCCCAAUCCUCUUCUGGAUCAUCCAAAUGCACUCUAGUAAACUUCAGACGGGCCUGGACAUGUACUGGCUUAAGCAGGGGGACACAUCUGGCACUGCAGGAUUUGAGUCCCUGGCGGCGUAAUGUGUUACUGAUGGUAGGCUUUGUUACUUUGGUCCCAGCUCUCUGCAGGUCAUUCACUAGGUACCCCCGUGUGGUUCUGGGAUUUUUGCUCACCUUUCUUGUGAUCAUUUUGACCCCACGGGGUGAGAUCUUGCAUGGAGCCCCAGAUCGAGGGAGAUUAUCAGUGGUCUUGUAUGUCUUCCAUUUCCUAAUAAUUGCUCCCACAGUUGAUUUCUUCAAACCAAGCUGCUUACCUAUUGCAGAUUCAGUCUUCCCAGCCUGGUGCAGGUCUACAAUUUUGUUUCUGGUGUCCUUUGACAGCUCUUUGGUCUUGGCCAUAGUGGAGUUUGGAGUGUGACUGUUUGAGGUUGUGGACAGAUGUCUUUUAUACAGAUAACAAGUUCAAACAGGUGCCAUUAAUACAGGUAACGAGUGGAGGACAGAGGAGCCUCUUAAAGAAGAAAUUACAGGUCUGUGAGAGCCAGAAAUCUUGCUUGUUUGUAGGUGACCAAAUACUUAUUUUCCACCAUAAUUUGCAAAUAAAUCCUACAAUGUGAUUUUCUGGAUUUUUUUUUCUCAAUUUGUCUGUCAUAGUUGACGUGUACCUAUGAUGAAAAUUACAUGCCUCUCUCAUCUUUUUAAGUGGGAGUACUUGCACAAUUGGUGGCUGACUAAAUACUUUUUUCCCCCACUGUAUAUUCAUCAUCAACGACAAAGCGAAAACAGGUUUUUAGAAAUGUUAGCAAAUGUAUAAAAUAUAAAAACAUAAAUACCUUAUUUACAUAAGUAUUCAGACCAUUUGCUAUGAGACUCAAAAUUGAGCUCAGGUGCAUCCUAUUUCCAUUGAUCAUCUUUGAGAUGUUUCUACAACUUGAUUGAAGUCCACCUGUGGUAAAUUCAAUUGAUUGGACAUGAUUUGGAAAGGCACACACCUGUCUAUAUAAAGUCCCACAGUUGACGGUGCAUGUCAGAGCAAAAACCAAGCCAAGAGGUUGAAGGAAUUGUCCUUGAGCUCCGAGACAGGAUUGUGUCGAGGCACAGAUCUGGAGAAGGGUACCAAAAAAUCUCUGCAGCAUUGAAGGUCCCCAAGAACACAGUGGCCUCCAUCAUUCUUAAAUGGAAGAAAUUUGGAACCAACAAGACUCUUCUUAGAGCUGUCCGCCCUGCCAAACUGAGCAAUCGAGGGAGAAGGGCCUUGAUCAGGGAGGUGACCUAGAACCCGAUGGUCACUCUGACAGAGCUCUAGAGUUCCUCUGUGGAGAUGGGAGAACCUUCCAGAAGAACAACCAUCUCUGCAACACUCCACCAAUCAGGCCUUUAUGGUAGAGACAGAAGCCACUUCUCAGUAAAAGGCACAUGACAGCCUGCUUGGAGUUUGCCAAAUGGCACCUAAAGGACUCUCAGACCAUGAGAAACAAGAUUCUCUUUUCUGAUGAAACCAAGAUUGAACUCUUUGGCCUGAAUGCCAAGCGUCACAUCUGGAGGAAACCUGGCACCAUCCCUAUGGUGAAGCGUGGUGGCAGCAUCAUGCUGUGGGGAUUUUUUUCAGGGACUGGGAGACUAGUCAGGAUUGAGGGAAAGAUGAACGGAGCAAAGUACAGAGAGAUUCUUGAUAUAAACCUGCUCCAGAGCACUCAGGACCUCAGACUGGGGCGAAGGUUCACCUUCCAACAGGACAACGACCCUAAGCACACAGCCAAGACAAUGCAGGAGUGGGUUCGGGACAAGUCUCUGAAUGUCCUUGAGUGGCCCAGCCAGAGCCCAGACUUGAACACAAUCGAACAUCUCUGGAGAUUCCUGAAAAUAGCUGUGCAGUGACGCUCCCCAUCCAACCUGACAGCGCUUGAGAGGAUCUGCAGAGAAGAAUGGGAGAAACUUCCCAAAUACAGGUGUGCGAAGCUUGUAGCGUCAUACCUAAUAAGACUCGAGGCUGUAAUCGCUGCCAUAGGUGCUUCAACUAAGUACUGAGUAAAGGGUCUGAAUACUUAUGGAAAUGUGAUAUUUCAUUUUUUGUAUUUUGAUACAUUUGCAGAAAUGUCUAAAGUUGUUUUUGCUUUGUCAUUUUGGGGUAUUGUGUGUAGAUUGAUGAGGAAAAAAAUCUAUUUAAUCCAUUGUAGAAUAAGGCUGUAACGUAACAAAGUGGAAAAAGUCAAAGGGUCUGAAUGCUUUCCAGACUUUCCAAAAGUCUGUCGACACCCCUUCAAAUUAGUGGAUUCGGCUAUAUCAGCCACACCCGUUGCUGACAGGUGUAUAAAAUCAAACACACAGCCAUGCAGUCUCCAUAGACAAACAUUGGCAUUUACUGAAGGGCUCAGUGACUUUCAACAUGGCACAGUCAUAGGAUGCCAACUUUCCAACAAGUCAGUUCGUCAACUUUCUGACCUGCUAGAGCUGCCCCGGUCAACUGUUAGUGCUGUUAUUGUGAAGUGGAAAUGUCUAGGAGCAACAACGGCUCAGCCGUGAAGUUGUAGGCCACACAAGUUCACAGAACAGGACCGCCGAGUUCUGAAGUGCAUAGCGCGUAGAAAUGCAACCCUCACUAUCGAGUUCCAAACUGCUUCUGGAAGCAAUGUCAGUACAAUAACUGUUCGUCGGGAGCUUCAUGAAAUUGGUUUCCAUGGCCGCACACAAGCAUAAGAUCACCAUGCGUAAUGCCAAGCGUUGGCUUGAGUGGUGUAAAGCUCACCGCCAUUGGACUCUGGAGCAGUGGACUCUGUGGACUCUUGAGUGAUAAAUCAGGCUUCACCAUCUGGCAGUCCAACGGACGGAUCUGGGUUUUGGCGGAUGCCAGGAGACCGCUACCUGCCCGAAUGCAUAGUGCCAACUGUAAAGUUUGGUGGAGGAGGAAUAAUGGUCUUGGGCUGUUUUUCAUGGUUCAGGCUAGGCCCCUUAAUUCCAGUGAAGGGAAAUCUUAAUGCUACAGCAUACAAUUACAUUCUAGACGAUUCUGUGCUUCCAACUUUGUGGCAACAGUUUGCGGAAGGCCCUUUCCUGUUUCAGCAUGACAAUGCCCCCGUGCACAAAGCGAGGUCCAUACAGAAAGGGUUUGUCGAGAUCGGUGUGGAAGAACUUGACUGGCCUGCACAGAGCCCUGACCUCAACCCCAUCGCACACCUUUGGGAUGAAUUGGAACGCCGACUGCGAGCCAGGCUUAAUCGCCCAACAUCAGUGCCCGACCUCACUAAUGCUCUUGUGGCUGAAUGGAAGCAAGUCCCCGCGGCAAUGUUCCAACCUCUAGUGGAAAGCCUUCCCAGAAGAGUGGAGGCUGUUAUAGCAGCAAAGAGGGGACCAACUCCAUAUUAAUGCCCAUGUUUUGGAAUGAGAUGUUCGACGAGCAGGUGUCCACAUAACUUUGUUCAUGUAGUGUAUUUUCCCAAAAUCCGUUCAUUUUUGAGUUAAUGGAUACAUAUUGAUUUAUUUUGAAGCUCUAUUAUUGUAAAAUAUAUUAUUCGGGGUAAAUAUGUGAUUUAAUUGGGAUAUGUUCCACAGGUCCUAGCUCCGCAGACUGAGUUGUGGGCUGAGGUUCCUGAACCAGAUGUGUGUGGGGUGUACAAUGUGCAGGUCCGCUGUGUGCACAUCAACGGCUCCGGGACCUGGAGUGACUGGAGCCACUUGCUCUACACCACCCCUCACAACAGCAGAGGUACUGUCUUCCUCAUCACUUCAUCCAUGUCAUUUCACUUUUAUUUAUACAGGUUAGUCUCAUUGCGAUAAAAAAUCUAUUUUGCAAGAGAGACAUGCAAUGUAUAGAAAAGUUUAUUGCUGAGGUGUUUUGACAACAUUGCUUCGACAAAUUGCCUCUGAAACGCAUCGACAAACUUUUGAACGGAAUUUAGCUGCCGUCUUGAACCUUCCUUUACAUAUGCAGUUUUACAAUGCUAGGACUGAGCACCCCUUCAGCGGUCCAGACAAUAAAAAUACUGGUUAUAGCACCUCCAGCACACCACUACUAUUAAGGUUGAACUUCUUUAUACAAACGUACAGUACAUUAGCUCUCACAACCACAAUUACAUUUACAUUUACAUUUACGUCAUUUAGCAGACGCUCUUAUCCAGAGCAACUUACAAAUUGGUGCAUUCAACUUAUGAUAGCCAGUGGGACAACCACCCUAUUUUUAUUUUUUAAUUGGGGGGGGGGGGGGGUAGAAGGAUUACUUUUAUACUAUUCCAGGUAUUCCUUAAAGAGGUAGGGUUUCAAGUGUUAUCCGGAAGUUGGUCAGUGACUCCGCUGUCCUGGCGUCGUGGGGGAGCUUGUUCCACCAUUGGGGUGCCAGAGCAGCGAAUAGUUUUGACUGGGCUGAGCGGGAACUGUGCUUCCGUAGAGGUAGGGGGGCUAGCAGGCCAGAGGUGGAUGAACGUAGUGCCCUCGUUUGGGUGUAGGGUCUGAUCAGAGCCUGAAGGUAAGGAGGUGCCGUUCCCCUCACAGCUCCGUAGGCAAGCACCAUGGUUUUGUAGUAGAUGCGAGCUUCAACUGGAAGUCAGUGGAGUGUGCGGAGGAGCGGGGUGACAUGAGAGAACUUGGGAAGGUUGAACACCAGAUGGGCUGCAGUGUUCUGGAUAAGUUGUAGGGGUUUAAUGGCACAGGCAGGGAGCCCAGCCAACAGUGAGUUGCAGUAAUCCAGAUGGGAGAUGACAAAUGCCUGGAUUAGGACCUGUGCCGCUUUCUGUGUAGGGUAGGGUCGUACUCUGCGAAUGUUGUAGAGCAUGAACCUACAGGAUCAGGUCACCGCUUUGAUCUUAGCGGAGAACGACAGGGUGUUGUCCAGGGUCACGCCAAGGUUCUUUGCACUCUGGGAGGAGGACACAAUGGAAUUGUCAACCGUCAUGGCGAGAUCAUGGAGCGGGCAGUCCUUCCCCGGGAGGAAGAGCAGCUCCGUCUUGCUGAGGUUCAGCUUUAGGUGGUGAUCCGACAUCCACACUGAUAUGUCUGCCAGACAUGCAGAGAUGCGAUUCGCCACCUGGUUAUCAGAAGGGGGAAAGGAGAUGGGUCAUUUCAAACCCUUCAUUAUCCAUGGUUUGCUGUGUGUAAAACGCUCUUUCUGACCCUGAUCUUAAAUGAGAAGUUUGCUCUUUUACAACCAAAUCUCUAUUUUUGAUCUAAAUGGCAUGUUAUAGAAGGGUCCAGACACUUUUUUGUGAUUUCACUUGUUUUUGAGAAACCUACCCCAACCAGCGAUUCACUUCCUGAUCCUCGUUGUGCGGUAUGGGGGGUCUGAAUAAACAUGAACAAAUGCUCCAAAAACACCCAAAUACGUCCUUUUAGAAACUAAAACUCUCUGUAUAGCGAUGCAGGUCUUUAGACCUUUAUCCGCAACAUUAUAUUCCAUUUUGUGCGACUCAAGCGUUUCCCCUAUCCAGCGGUUCCAUUUUUAUGUGCUAAAUGGCAUAUUAUUAUUAUUAUUAUUAUUAUUAUUAUUAUUAUUAUUAUUAUUAUGUAGCCUGCUGCUAAAUGGAAAAUUACGUUCUGAUAGAAAAUUCAAGCCUCAGUCAUACAGUAGGUACACGUGCACACACACACACACACACACACACACACACACACACACACACACACACAGCUGUAACAUCUAUAUUCUGUUCUCUCAGCUCCUGACCAGGGUCCUGAUUUCUGGCGAGUGUUUCAGGAGGAUCCACCAAGUACGCAGACGAACGUCACUCUUCUCUUCGAGGUACAGUCCAUAGCUUUCAGAGAACACAUUACAUGUCCUACAGUAUGUGGUUUAAAUGUCAACAUCAGAGAGAGUUAGAUUAAUUGAACAGGUGUAUCCUCUCCUUUUAUUACGUCAUUGUUCUUAGUUUAUUCUGAAAAUACUAGAUGAGUCAGCGCAAUAUAGCAGUACUCGGUUGCCUUCCCCAACACCUUUAUCAGAUCAGAGAGUAUAAGGAAGUAGCACAUUGGAUAAUGAAUCCUCGUUAGAGUCCUUGAUAGUCUCUCAACUCUUCCCUCUCCUCUUCCCCAUAGCAUUCCCCCAUAGUGGAGCCAACCUACUGUGUGGAGGCACUUGUAGUACAGCACCAGGACUCUGGGGGCACUGUAACUGAGGAGCAGAUAGGCCUGGUGUCCUCCUAUAGCUUUGAGUGGAGAGGGGAGGUCCACUCUGUGACAGUCAAGGCUCAGAACAGCCAGGGCUCUUCCACUAGGAACACCCACAUGACCCUGGAGAGACACCCCAAACGUAAGUCACUGCUGAAAAAUACACUGAAUGGGAAUGUACUGUAUUUGUAUGGGGCUGAAGGAUUGUUAUACCCAGUACACAGAUUACUAGCAUGCACAGAUUACUAGCAGUCUAAAUAGUUAGUAGUCAGAAAUAAAUAUCUGGAAAAAAAGAAAAUGUUAUUUGAAAACUGCAUGUUUGUUUUCCCAAUUUAAAUAACAUAUAUAUAGUUGGUGGUCUUGCUUUAUGUCAUAGUCAGUUGAAAUGCUAUGUUUCUGACUUCAUGGUCAUCAGUGGGAGAUAACAGGCAUGUUGGUCCCCACUGGGCAUGCUCACUGCCUCAAGGCCCGAGAGGGCGAGGCUUCACUAGAGAGGGAGAGAAGAGGAAGGGUGAGGACAGCGGCAGGUAGCCUAGUGGUUAAGUGCUUUGGGCCAGUAACCAAAAGGUCGCUGGUUUGAAUCCCCGAACAACUAGGUGAAAAAUCUGUCGGUGUGCCCUUGAGCAAGGCACUUAACCCUAAUUGCUCCUGUAAGUCACUCUGGAUACGAGUGUCUGCUAAAUGACUGGCGUCAGUUCAGCUAAACCUAGGGAAUGGCAAAGUGGGGUGUGUAAAAAUACACCCACCAGUUGAAGCUCAUUUACUGUACUUCGACACCAUUUUUUAACUCUAAAAUGCUAUUUGGAGAACAGCGAAAACAAACAUGACAUGGCUAAAGGACAAUCAGACUUGUGAACCUAAUCCUUAGCUGUGUAUUGCCGCUUUCCAUAUUAUCUGUUGUCUGUAGCUUGUGAGGUGUGGAAACAUUUUGUUGCUUUUAUGUAUUUUGUUUUGUUGCUUUUUGUGCUAUUGCUCUGUCUGCGUGCUAGGUGUUGCUUGUCCUAUGUUGCUCUGUCUGUCUGCGUGCUAGGUGUUGCUUGUCCUAUGUUGCUCUGUCUGUCUGCGUGCUAGGUGUUGCUUGUCCUAUGUUGCUCUGUCUGUCUGCGUGCUAGGUGUUGCUUGUCCUAUGUUGCUCUGUCUGUCUGCGUGCUAGGUGUUGCUUGUCCUAUGUUGCUCUGUCUGUCUGCGUGCUAGGUGUUGCUUGUCCUAUGUUGCUCUGUCUGUCUGCGUGCUAGGUGUUGCUUGUCCUAUGUUGCUCUGUCUGUCUGCGUGCUAGGUGUUGCUUGUCCUAUGUUGCUCUGUCUGUCUGCGUGCUAGGUGUUGCUUGUCCUAUGUUGCUCUGUCUGUCUGCGUGCUAGGUGUUGCUUGUCCUAUGUUGCUCUGUCUGUCUGCGUGCUAGGUGUUGCUUGUCCUAUGUUGCUCUGUCUGUCUGCGUGCUAGGUGUUGCUUGUCCUAUGUUGCUCUGUCUGUCUGCGUGCUAGGUGUUGCUUGUCCUAUGUUGCUCUGUCUGUCUGCGUGCUAGGUGUUGCUUGUCCUAUGUUGCUCUGUCUGUCUGCGUGCUAGGUGUUGCUUGUCCUAUGUUGCUCUGUCUGUCUGCGUGCUAGGUGUUGCUUGUCCUAUGUUGCUCUGUCUGUCUGCGUGCUAGGUGUUGCUUGUCCUAUGUUGCUCUGUCUGUCUGCGUGCUAGGUGUUGCUUGUCCUAUGUUGCUCUGUCUGUCUGCGUGCUAGGUGUUGCUUGUCCUACGUUGCUCUGCAUGUGUUCACUGCUCAUUGUUUGGUCUGUAUUGUAAUUGUUUUUAAUAACCUGCCCAGGGACUGCGGUUGAAAAUUAGCCGGUUGGCUAAAACCUGCACUUUUACUGAAACGUUGAUUCAUGUGCACUGUCCCUGUAAAAAGAAACUCAAACAAAAAUGUCCCACAGACAUUAUCACCUCAAUAUUAGCUUUAAAGGUCUGUGGAAUGGCGUCUACAAUGUACUACUCAACCUCAUCAUGCAGUGCAUUCGGAAAGUUUUCAGACCCCUUGACUUUUUCCACAUUUUGUUACGUUACAGCCUUAUUCCAAAACUGAUUAAAUUAUUUCCCCCCCUCAUCAAUCUACACACAAUACCCCAAAAUGACAAAGCAAAAACUGGUUUGUAGAAAUGUUUGCAAAUGUAUUAACAAUAGAAAACUGAAAUAUCACAUUUACAUAAGUACUCAGUACUUUGUUGAAGCACCUUUGGCAGCGAUUACAGCCUUGAGUCUUCUUGGGUAUGACGCUACAAGCUUGGCACACCUGUAUUUGGGGAGUUUCUCCCAUUCCUCUCUGCAGGUUGGAUGGGCAGUGUUGCUGCAUAGCUAUUUCCAGGUCUCUCCAGAGAUGUUCGAUCGGGAUCAAGUCCGGGUUCUGGUUGGGCCACUCAAGGACAUUCAGAGACUUGUCCCGAAGCCACUCCUGUGUUAUCUUGGCUGUGUGCUUAGGGUCGUUGUCCUGUUGGAAGGUGAACCUUCACCCCAGUCUGAGGUCCUGAGUGCUCUGGAGCAGGUUUUCAUCAAGGAUCUCUCUGUACUUUGCUCCGUUCAUCUUUCCCUCGAUCCUGACUAGUCUCCCAGUCCCUGCUGCUGAAAAACAUCCCCACAGCAUGAUGCUGCCACCACCAUGCUUCACCGUAGGGAUGGCGCCAGGUUUUCUCCAGAUGUGACGCUUGGCAUUCAGGCCAAAGAGUUCAAUCUUGGUUUCAUCAGACCAGAGAAUGUUGUUUCUCAUGGUCUGAGAGUUCUUUAGGUGCCUUUUUGGCAAACUCCAAGCGGGCUGUCAUGUGCCUUUUUUACUGAGGAGUGGCUUCCGUCUGGCCACUCUACCAUAAAGGCCUGAUUGGUGUAGUGCUGCAGAGAUGAUUGUCCUUCAAGUUGUAGAAACAUCUCAAGGAUGAUCAAUGGAAACAGGAUGCACCUGAGCUCAAUUUCGAGUCUCAUAGCAAAGGGUCUGAAUACUUAUGUAAAUAAGGUGUUUUUGUUUUUUUAUAAAUGUGCAAAAAUUUAUAAAAACCUUUUUUCGCAUUGUCAUUAUGGGGUAUUGUGUGUAGAUUGAUGAGGAUUUUUAUUUUAUUUAAUCAAUUUUAGAAUAAGGUUGUAACGUAACAAUGUGGAAAAAGUGAAGGGGUCCGAAUGCACAUAGGCUACAUUGACUCAUUUAGCCAACUUGUGGAACAGUGCAUACAGGGCAACAUGAAAUAGAUGCAUAAUACACGCUAUCAAGGGUGACUUCAAAUACAUACAUCAAUGUGAAAGUAACUGGAGCAUAAAACAGCUGACUGCGAAUGCAAACUAUGCCAGAUAAAUCCUACACACGCAUUGAAAUAAAAGGCAUACGUCAAAGGAAUUACUUAGGCCUACAAAGGACGCAUAAAGACAAACAAACUCAACCAAGGAAUGAAGAAAAAUCUACACAUUUAAGGCCACGCCCGUGAUUCAGUACCGCUAAAUGGACAGCGCCUCCGUACAGGUAGGGAUAGUGGAGCUCCGUGGGGUGUGGCUGAAUGGACAGCGUUAGCCAGUUAGGAGGAGGCUAUUCAGUUUGUGGGCAGUUAGACAUUUUCUGGGCACAGUUGAGUAGCCUACAAUGCUAAUAUGAAAAUCAUAACUGGCACGCAGAUCUUUAGAAAUUGUAGGAUCAAUUGUAAAUUCUCACUCAUAUGAAAAAGGUUGCAGCCCCCCUGCUAUAAGCUAUAUGAAGGGGAAUGCACACAUACAGUGUUCUAUGACAGUGUCAUUGUCUUGUGCGCUUCCCACCAAAAUGUUUGCGCUGCAUUCAGAGAUGUUCCUUUAUAAUGUGUGCGCCCAGCUCAUUUUUGCGGCAUGUUUUUAUUUUGGGCGCGCUACAGAAGUCUAUAUCGAACCACUAAUACAGGACUGGUAGAGGCCCAGUGCACUACCUUUGUGAAAAACAUUUUUUCCAAUCAUAUUUUUCAGGGGGUGCUGCAGCACCCUUUGGCUGUGGGCCGGAGAGAGAGGGUGCCAUGAAUCUUUAUCUUGUCAGUGUCAGUAAUUGGUUUCUCUCUCUACGACACGAUGUUUAUCGUUUAGGUUCAUGUUUAUAGCCCUGUUUAUAUCUGUGUUAUAGUAGUGUAAUAUCAUGCUUAUUCAUUCAUGUUUGGAUAGCUUAUUUAUAUUAUAUAAUUAUUACACUUUACUGUUAUGUUGUGCAUGUUCUUGCCUUUAUAGAAACACAAUUAAUUCAGUUUAACACAAUAACUAUUCCACCAAGAUGAAUUCCCAGUCAAGAUCCAUGGUAUAUAAUCAAAGUGUGUGUGUUGGUGAAGAGGCAAAAUAAACAAAACCCUGAAAAGAGAAGCAUCAGCAUUGUUCUUACCGGAAGUCCUGUAGAGGGUCAGAACACACAUCAGUCAUCAUAAGUGUACUAGCCGGUGAGGGCAUGCCAGCCAACCGUUUUUACAUGAAUAGAAAAUAUAAACAUGUAAUUUUUAUUCCUCUCUAUCACUCUCUCCCCCUUUCCUUCCACCUCUCUCUCUCUCGUCCACCCUUUUCCGUCCCUCCCUCCCUCUCUCCAGGUCAGUGUGUGCGUUCGUUCAGUGCAUCCCGUGUGAACAGUAGUUGUGUGGUCCUGUUGUGGUCUCUGCAGCCUAACAGCAAUGUACCGUGGUCCCUGGUCGUAGAGUGGUCGGGUCAGAACCACCAGGACAGACAGGGCCAGACCCCAGAGGGCAGGGAGAGGUGGACCAGGUUCCCCCCUACUGACAAGCUCCUCUACCUAUAUGGUAUGUACAUUUACUUCCUGUUAUACCUCUCCGUCUCAUUUCCCCUCUCAUUUCCCCUCUCAUUUCCCCUCUCAUUUCCCCUCUCAUUCUCUUUCAUUCUUUCGCUUUCUUUAACGAAUUGGAGGCGAAAGAUUUACGGCUCCUCCUGGACCAGGCCCAAAUCCCCGUAAUUUGCAUGAAGAGGAGACGCCGAUACAGGGGGCGCAGAUCCGGGUGCUUGGUGAGAAUUUGUUGCGAGUGGAUAAUCGGCCUUUACCAUCUGUCCUACUGGGGAACGUGCAAUCACUGGAGAAUAAACUGGGUGAGCUCCGUUUGAGACUAUCUUACAAACGGGACAUUAAAAACUGUAAUAUCUUAUGUUUCACCGAGUCGUGGCUGAACGAGGACAUGGAUAAUACACAGUUGGCUGGGUUUUCCGUGCAUCGGCAAGACAGAACAGCGACCUCCGGUAAGACGAGGGGUGGUGGUCUGUGUCAACAACAGCUGGUGCGCAAUCUCUAGUAUUAAGGAAGUCUCAAGGUUUUGCUCGCCUGAGGUAGAGUACCUCAUGAUAAGCUGUAGAGCACACUAUUUACCAGGAGAGUUUACCACCGCAAACCGAUGCAGGCACUAAGACCACACUCAACAAGCUGUAUAAGGCCAUAAGUAAAAUAGAGAAUGCUCACCCAGGAGCGGCGCUCCUAGUGGCCAGGGACUUUAAUGCAGGAAAACUUAAAUCCGUUUUACCUCAUUUUUACCAGCAACCAGAGGAAAAUAAACUCUGGUCCACCUUUACUCCACACACAGAGACGCGUACAAAGCUCUCCUUCGCCCUCCAUUUGGCAAAUCUGACCAUAAUAUAUCCUGAUUCCUGAUUACAAGCAAAAACUAAAGCAGGAAGUACCAGUGACUCGCUCAAUACGGAAGUGGUCAGAUGACGUGGAUGCUAAGCUACAGGACUGUUUUGCUACCACAGACUGGAAUAUGUUCUGGGAUUCUUCAGAUAGCAUUGAGGAGUUUACCACAUUAGUCACUGGCUUCAUUAAUAAAUGCAUCGACGACGUCAUCCCGACAGUGACCGUACAUAUCCCAACCAGAAGCCAUGGAUUACAGGCAACAUCCGCACUGAGCUAAAGGCUAGAACUGCCGCUUUCAAGGAGCGGGAUAACAAAAACCCUUAUAAUAAUAUAAUAUAAUAUAAUAUAAUAUGCCAUUUAGCAGACGCUUUUAUCCAAAGCGACUUACAGUCAUGCGUGCAUACAUUUUUUGUAAGAAAUCCCCCUAUGCCCUCCGACGAACCAUCAAACAGGCAAAGCUUCAAUACAUAACUAAGAUUGAAUCCUACUACACCGGCUCUGACGCUCGUCGGAUGUGGCAGGGCUUGCAAACUAUUACGGAUUACAAAGGGAAACCCAGCCGCGAGCAGCCCAGUGACGCGAGCCUACAAGACGAGCUAAAUACCUUCUAUGCUUGCUUCGAGGCAAGCCCCACUGAACCAUGCAUGAGAGCACCAGCUGUUCUGGACGACUGUGUGAUCAUACUCUCCAUAGCCGAUGUAAGUACGACCUUUAAACAGGUCAAAAUUUACCAGGACGCGUACUCGGAGCAUGCGCUGACCAACUGGCAAGUGUCUUCACUGACAUUUUCAUCCUCUCACUGACCGAGUCUGUAAUGCCUACAUGUUUCAAGCAGACUACCAUAGUCCCUGUGCCCAAGAACGCCAAGGUAACCUGUCUAAAUGACUACCGCCCCAUGGCACUCACAUCUGUAGCCAUGAAGUGCUUUGAAAGGCUGGUCAUGGCUCACAUCAACACCAUCAACACCAUCAUCCCAGAAACCCUAGACCCACUACAAUUCGCAUACCGCCCCAACAGAUCCACAGAUGACACAAUCUCUAUUGUACUCCACACUGCCGUUUCCCACUUGGACAAAAGGAAUACCUAUGUGAGAAUGCUGUUCGUUGACUACAGCUCAGGAUUCAACACCAUAGUGCCCUCAAAGCUCAUCACUAAGCUAAGGAUCCUGGGACUAAACACCUCCCUCUUCAACUGGAUCCUAGACAUCCUGACGAGCCGCCCCCAGGUGGUAGGCAACAAAACAUCUGCCACGCUGAUCCUCAAUGGGGUGCGUUCUUAGUCCCCUCCUGUACACCCUGUUCACCCACGACUAAGUGGCCACGCACGACUCCAACACCAUCAUUAAGUUUGCCGACGACACAACAGUGGUAGGCCUGAUCACCGAAAAACAAUGAGACAGCCUACAGGGAGGAGGUCAGAGACCUGGCCGUGUGGUGCCAGGACAACAACCUCUCCCUCAAUGUGAGCAAGACAAAAGAGCUGAUCAUGCACUACAGGAAAAGGGGGGCUAAGCAUGCCCCCAUUCACAUCGACGUGGCUGUAGUGGAGCGGGUCGAGAACUUCAAGUUCCUUUGCUUCCACAUCACCAACAAACUAUCAUGGUCCAAACACACCAAGACAUUAGUGAAGAGGGCAUGACAACACCUUUUCCCCCUCAGGAGACUGAAAAGAUUUGGCCUGGGACCUCAGAUCCUCAAAAAGUUCUACAGCUGCACUAUCGAGAGCAUCCUGACUGGUUGCAUCACCACCUCGUAUGGCAACUGCUUGGAGUCCGACCACAAGGCGCUACAGAGGGUACUGCAUACAGCCCAGUACAUCACUGGGGCCAAUCUUCCUGCCAUCCAGGACCUCUAUACCAGGCGGUGUCAGAGGAAGGCCCAAAAAUUGUCAAAGACUCAAGCCACCCUAGUCAUAGACUGUUCUCUCUGUUACCGGACAGCAAGCGGUACCGGAGCGCCAAGUCUAGGUCCAAAAGGCUCCUUAACAGCUUCUACCCCAAGCCAUAAGACUGCUAAACAGUUAAUCAAAUGGCUACCCGGACUAUUUGCAUUGACCCCCUUUUUUACGCUGCUGCUACUCGCUGUUUAUUAUCUAUGCAUAGUCACUUUACCCCUACCUACAUGUACACUAGCUCAAUUACCUUGACUAACCUGUACCCCAGCACAUUGACUUGGUACCAGUACCCCCCUGUAUAUAGCCUUGUUAUUGUUAUUUUAUUGUUACUUUUUUAAACAAAUAUUUCGCAGAACAAAUUCUGCAUUGUUGGUGAUGGGCUUGUAAUUAAGCAUUUCACGUUUGUAUUCGGCGCAUGUGACAAAACAUUUGAUUUGAUCUGAUGAAUACCUCUCUUUAAUCUUUCUGAUUACUUCUCUCCCUGGGUCACCUUCUCUUUCACAACACUCAGUUCCGUGAAUCAAUGUUAUUCUAGAUUGAUCUAGAAGGACAUUAAUAAACCCACAAAAACACUGCAGGACAAUUGAUCUGGACAUCUGGUCAAACUGUGGCACUUCAAUCCGUAUGAAGUUCCAGUUUGAGAGGUUGUUGGCUGUGAGGUUCUGGCGCCCUCUAGUGAGAGUUUAUAGACAUGGUUGAAUCUGUUCUAAUCUGAGCCUCUUUCUCUGUGACUAUAUAUGGUUCAGUCUGUUCUAAUCUGAGCCGCUCUCUUUUCUGUGACUUUAUAUGGUUCAGUCUGUUCUAAUCUGAGCCUCUCUCUGUUCUCUGACUAUAUUUCCCAGGUCAUUUCUAUGACUCUGAUGAGUACGAGUUUAUUUUGUAUCCAGUGUUUGCGGAUGGAGAAGGAGAGCCAGUGUAUACUAAAGGUAAGCCCUCCCUCAAGAUAGGAACAUAAAAUACACCCGGCCAAAAAUAUGUCUCGAUGGCUGCUUUUACACAGGCAGCCCAAUUCUGAUAUUUUUCCAAUUAUUGGUCUUUUGACCAAUCAGAUCCUUAUACAAUAAUUGGACAAAAGAUCAGAAUUGGGCUGCCUAUGUAAAUGCAGCCUAUGUAUUUGGCAUAUGAGUAUGGAUUAUGUUUAUUUUGUAUAUUGCAGCACUGACAUGCAUGCAUCUAUAAUAUAAGUCAUAUGUUCACAUUUUUUGAGUGCCAAUUCUAUAAGGGUGUUUAAUACAUUUCCUCUAGGGUUAUGUAUUGGUGUCAAUAUGAAUGUGAUCCAAUGUGGAUGGAUUGAUUGACUGAUAGACUUACCCAGGGUGUUGUCCUGUCCUCCAGUCUUUAGGGGGGGUGAAGCUGGGCCUGCAGCCUACAUGCUUCUGAUGAUCAUCGCCUUCCUCGCCAUCGUCCUCUUCGUCACCCUGGUCAUAUCCCAAAACCAGUAAGAUUAUAUUUCUCAUCAUUAUUGAAUAUAGUUUAAAGUUCAAUCAUUUGACAAUCAACUGUAUAUACUGCUAACAGAUUUUUGCUCAGUCGUAGACACACAAUAGCAGUGGUGUAUUCUGUUCUAUUGCAGUGGUGUAUUCUGUUCUAUAGCAGUGGUGUAUUCUGUUCUAUAGCAGUGGUGUAUUCUGUUCUAUAGCAGUGGUGUAUUCUGUUCUAUAGCAGUGGUGUGUUCUGUUCUAUUGCAGUGGUGUAUUCUGUUCCAUAGCAGUGGUGUAUUCUGUUCCAUAGCAGUGGUGUGUUCUGUUCUAUUGCAGUGGUGUGUUCUGUUCUAUUGCAGUGGUGUAUUUACAGAAAGCACUUUUGGACUGUGUCUGACAUUAAGAAAGAGAGGAACAAUGGUUUUGGCCUCUGGGCAGGUGGUGAAGACUAAAGUGGUGAUUCCAGGUGGUUAUUGAUCUGAGGAACACAGUCAGACACAUUGAUUAGGAGUGGAAUUAGAGUAUACGUGACAUUUCAACAAUGUACAGAAUGUCCUCAGGGUUCAAUUACUAUGGUGAUUGGCUGAAUGUGUUCUGAGAAAGAGGGAGAAAUGGAGAAAGGGGGUGAGAUGGGGGCAGAGAGAGAGGAGAGAAGGGGAGGGAGAGAUAGGGCUGGGAGGUAUACCGUAUUUUACUAUAUACCAUUAUUGGGGCGGCAGAUAGCUUAGUGGUUAAGAGCGUUGUGCCAGUAACCGAAAGGUCGCUUGUUCUAAUCCCCGAGCCGACUAGGUGAAAUAUCUGUCUGUGCCCUUGAGCAAGGCACUUAACCCUAAUUGCUCCUGUAAGUCGCUCUGGAUAAGAGUGUCUGCUAAAUGACUAAAAUGUAUUGAUGCACGGACCUGUUUAGGUUUUUACUUUACCUUCUACAGUGAGGGGGAAAAAAGUAUUUGAUCCCCUGCUGAUUUUGUACGUUUGCCCACUGACAAAGACAUGAUCAGUCUAUAAUUUUAAUGGUAGGUUUAUUUGAACAGUGAGGGACAGAAUAAGCGUCAGCCUCGAAACCUUAAUGACUUGGAGAAGAUCUGCAAAGAGGAGUGGAACAAAAUCCCUCCUGAGAUGUGUGCAAACCUGGUGACCAACUACAAGAAACGUCUGACCUCUGUGAUUGCCAACAAGGGUUUUGCCACCAAGUACUAAGUAAUGUUUUGCAGAGGGGUAAAAUACUUAUUUCCCUAAUUAAAAUGCAAAUCAAUUUAUUACAUUUUUGACAUGCGUUUUUCUGGAUUUUUUUGUUGUUAUUCUGUCUCUCACUGUUCAAAUAGACCUACCAUUAAAAUUAUAGACUAAUCAUUUCUUUGUCAGUGGGCAAACGUACAAAAUCAGCAGGGGAUCAAAUACUUUUUUCCCUCACUGUUUAACGGUAUUUGAAUGUUUGGUUUGUUAAUGUGAUAUGCUGUGUGUAACGUCCAUUUUUAUAGUUUACACGCUACUUCAGUCAUCCCUCUCAGCUCUCUCUCUCCAUGCCGCUUUCCACACAGACCUAGUCUCGCCCCCUGUCACUCAAGGAGAGCAUUUGUUGUUGCUUGACCACGAGACACUUGCGUUCAGUCUACAUGGUCCAUAGAGCCCCACAAUGGAGGUGUUAUAAUACCCAUAAAACCUUGCGGUCAAACAGGGAAAUGGUUCCAAUCGUUUUUCCACCAUUCACUUUUCCCAUAGGGGAUUUAAAAAAGACUUAACAAGGGCUGUGUUUUGUGUAGGCUUAACCUGGCGUGACGUUUUGAUAACCAUGUAAAUCUCUCUAGGACACCUCCCUGGUCACCUUUUAUCAAUAUAGGUUCUUGGUCACCUCCCUGACCAAGGACCUUCUCCCCCGAUUGCUCAGUUUGGCCGGGCGGGCCAGCUCUAGGAAGAGUCUUGGUGGUUCCAAACUUCUUCCAUUUUAGAAUGAUGGACCCCACUGUGUUCUUGGGGACCUUCAAUGCUGCAGAAUAUUUUUGGUAUCCUUCUCCAGAUCUGUGCCUCGCCACAAUCCUGUCUCAGAGCUCUACGGACAAUUCCUUCGACCUCGUGGCUUGGUUUUUGCUCUGACAUGCACUGUCAACUAUGGGACCUUAUAUAGAUAGGUGUGUGCCUUUCCAAAUCUUGUCCAAUCAAUUGAUUUUAGCACAGGUGGAUUCCAAUCAAGUUGUAGAAACAUCUCAAGGAUGAUCAAUGGAAACAGCAUGCACCUGAGCACAAUUUCGAGUCUCAUAGCAAAGGGUCUGAAUACCUAUGUAAAUAAGGUAUUAGUUAUAUAUUUUUUAAUAAAUGUGCAAAAAUAUCUAAACCUGUUUUCGCUUUGUCAUAACGGGGUAGUGUGUUUAGAUUGAGGAAAAUAAUUAAUUAAAUCCAUUUUAGAAUAAGGCUGUAACGUAACAAAAUGUGGGGAACGGGUCUGAAUACUUUUCGAAUGCACUGUAUGCGUUGUCACCCUAGGGUCACGCACUAUUCAUGAAGCAAAUUUAGAACUUGUAUUAUCCAAAAACAUAAAAUACUGUUAAAUACCGUCAUAACAUCUUUUUUAAAUACAGUGAUAUGAUAUUUUGGCCAUAUCGCCCAUCCCUAGGGAGAGACCGACAGAGAGAGUAGAGAGAGAGCGAGUUUGAGACUGAGAGGCUCCAUACCUUGUUGUUAAAUUCUAUUCUGUCUGAAUCCCAGCAUGAAGAAGUUUAUGUGGAAGGAUGUUCCCAACCCCAACAACUGUUCCUGGGCUCAGGGGAUUGACUUCAGGAAGGUGAGGUGUACAGAAAUACUACUCCACACACACUUACCCAUGAAUACACACUUAAAGAUAUAGCAGGCUACUCAUACAGUAAGAGACCAUAGAGACAAAAAAGUACAUGUGCUGUAUAGGACAGCUUGCUGCAGUAUUAAUAAAGUACUAUUUCAUCUUAUUCACUGUAUUUGGCAGGCCAGUUCACCUUGCUGUGGUCCUAACUCUCCUCCUCUCUUCUUGUCCAGGCUGACACUAUGGAGCAGUUGUUCCGCCAACCAGAGGGCCUGCCAGUCUGGCCACUACUCCUCGUCUCAGAGACCAUUUCCCAGGCUACCAUUGUGGAGAAGACUGGGCUCCCUACGUCAGGCCCAGACAAGGACCUGAUCCCAGCCUCCUCCCCAGCUCUCUGUGUGGACUCAGAGGUGCCUGGGAUACCGGAGGAGGAGACCCUCCAACUCCCAGAUCUCCCCAGGAGUUUGGAGAGCUCAGCCCAGCCAUCAGUGACCUACGCCACCGUGCUUCUCUCUGACAACCCCCACCGCCUCUACAAGCAGGAGGGCAGCCUCAGCAGCUCCAGCGACGAGGGCAACUUCUCCGGCAACAACUCCGACAUCUCUGGCUCCUUCCCCGGAGGUCUGUGGGAGCUGGAUAAUUCCCAUUCCCGAGCCGGAGAGUCGGACCUGGACCCACGGCGUUCCUGCUCUUACAACUCUGUGGAGGAGUUUUCUGAGACGUCAGAACAGGAGGAUGAGGCCCUGGGAGGAGAGAAGGAUGGGGGGAUGGAGGGGAUUGAGGAGAAGGACCUGUAUUACCUGGGGAUGGGCUGUCAGGAGGAGAGUGAGGGAGAGGAGGGAGAGGAGGAGGAGACGGAGGAACACACAGGGGCUAUGCUUCUCAAAGAGGUGAUGGUUCUGGGGAGAGAGGGCUCGUCCGUUGAGUCCAACCCUUUGCUCGGGCGUCAGAACUCUAUGUUUAGUGAGUCCAGUGACGAGGGGUCGGUGGUGGGGAUGAGGAUCGUCCCCCUCUAUCUCCCCCAGUUCAGAACUGCUCCCUCCAGGCAGCUCAAAGCACAGGACAGCGCCCGCCAGCUG